UCCCCGGCCUGAGCCAACAGAGCCAGGAUGGCAACGGUGCCGGCAGCUUCCGGAGCCGGUAAAGGGGAGUCGUCGCCUGCGGGACCCCGAGAGCUGUGUUAAGAAGGUAAGGGGCGCCGGCCCACCGUCCGCCUUUCCUCCCAGUGACUGCGCCCCAGCCAGCGAUGCAGCCUCCCCCGGCGUCCCAGGCACAGCCACUCCCGGGCGGCCUGCCUUGCCUCUGCCUUGCUUAGAUAACCUUGCCCGGCCUCGAUCCCACCUGCUUCUUCCUUUCCUUUGCUUGUGUGCGCGCGCCCCCUCACCGGGUUUUGCAGCUGCUGUGGUUUUCCCUUUGUUCUGCUGUUAUAUGUUUGUGUGUGUGUGGCUUUUGUAAUACGCCGAUCUUGAAAGCUCUUGAAUUCCCAUAAAGUGGAUUUCGCCUUUUCACUCUCUCCAUCCAGGACUGAGGCUGUGUGCUGUAUAUCAAAAGGAAAGCCCCCUCCCGUUCCCCGCACUUCUGCUCCCCCCUACCCGUUUUGAAAACCCACCUUGCGUUGCCAGCAUACAAAGGGCUUCCCAAAAUGCUCUUCCUCCUUGCUUGCUUGCCUCCCUCCUUUCCCCUAGGUAAUUUGCUUGUUUCCUGCCUGCCCGCCCUCCUACGAGACAUCUCAAUUUCCGUGGAGCAUCGCUUUCCUCCUCCGUGCUUUGUUCGCGUUUCCUCCUGCUGCCCAGAAAUCCCACCCCCCCAGGUGUAUUGAGGGGGUGCAGAGGUGGUCGUCGGCGUGCAAGUUCUCCCCUCUCCCCCUCCCCCACGGGCGCCCUCGCUUUCAAAGAGAGGGGGGUGUAUGUUCUAAGCAGCGCAUGAAUCAUGCACCCUUCCCUAUGACAUCACACCCUCCUCUGCUCGUGAGAACCUCAUCCAGGGAUGGGGUGUCGAUACAGUUCCUUGCUACCCAGGUAGGACCUUGGGGGAACUGGCUUAGCCUCCCUCUGUCUAGAUUCAGGUAGGAUGGCGGGGCCUGCCUUGCUCUGACACAAAGGCAGGGGGAAGCCAGAGGGCCUGUAAAGCCGGCUGGAGCUCCUCCUACAGGUGAAUCUGCUCCGGCUGUUGGGGCUGGGGCUGGCCUGGGCCAGAGGGCCAAAGACUUUGGCUUGGAUUGUAAACAAAGCAGUUCCCCGACUUGCAGUGCAGGCUGGUGCAUAUGGGCAAGUGGGGCAGUGCCCCAGCAGCCUCACUGUGCUCUCAGCCAGCCUCUGCCUGCCUGCCUUCGUCCUUACCACCAGGCCAGGGGUAGCGCUAGGUGUCAGCUUCCUCUCCUUUUGCCUUUCUUACUCCUUUUUUUCCUAUUUUGUUUAACCAUUUGAUAGUUAUUAACAACAAUGAACAAAGCUAAUCUGGGGUGGAGGGGUGGAGCCUGCAAGGAUCAAACCAUAAUAUCCUGUAAGAAGAUAUGACUUAAUAUAAAAUUACAACAUUUCCUGCCAGAAACUUCAAAACCUACUUGAAUUUGCAUUCACGGGAAUUAUUUUAUUGACAAUAUUUGUACAGGGCAACCAGUUUCCCCAGAAUUUAUUUAUAUGUUCACUUGCAGUUCUUAGAUAUGAGGUUACUGUUGCCAUUACAGCCAAAUCCCAAACUAUUUUAAAGCUGUUCUUUUCAAGAAUGGAGUAAUGCAACUUUCAAGUUUUGAGCCAUUAACAUAUUUGCAGCUGGUAAUAAGAUGUGAGUUCCUUAGUUCACCUCCCACCUGGAGGGGCGAGAUUCCACAGCGAUAACAGCGGCGACGCGUAGCAACAGCUCUCACACAAUAUCAAUACUAACUUGAAGGGAAUUAUUCCUUUUUAUUGCGCUUUCUCCCUCUCCAGUCCCACCAGUUCACCACUGAAAGUAGCUCUGCUGAGGAAGAAUAUAAUAUUUUGAAUAGAGGUAUAAUUCCAGUUCUGUCUUUAAUAUUUGUUUUGGGUGGGAGGAGAAUAUCUCUUCUGUAAGGAAGAAGGCUUCUCCAGGAGGUGGAAUAGCUGGACUGUGUAAGGUACGUGCUGGAGAAGUUUUAUUCAGGACCAUAACACUUGUGGAGAAGGACCAUCGCUCAUCCCUGGCAGCUUCCAUUAAAAAAGAUGUCACAACAGCAGUUGAUGAGAAGGACUCUUCUCUGCCUGGGAGCUGCUAGACAGAUUUGACAGUCCUUAGACAAAUAGUCUGAGCUGCUAUGAAGAGCUUCCUGUGUCCCUAGAGUUCUGCCUGGACCCUGGCAUCUGCUCUUAAGGUCAGGUGGUUGGCCACGGUGGCUGCUUCAGAUGUGAGCGGUUGGGUGUCGUAAUGGCAACAGAGUGAGAGGAAUAGACUGGGUCACAGUGUCCAUCUAGCUCACUAUCCUCCCUGGCAGCAGUUCUCCAUCUCUGGCAGAGGUUUUCCACAACUUGACUGCAGGCCAGGUGCAGCCCUUUUGGCCUCUCUAUCUAGUCCACUGGCCUUUUGAAACUUAAGUAACUACCAGGAUUUGAACCUGGGACUUCCUGCAUGCUACGUAAGUUCUCUACCAAGUUCUCUUUGGGGGUGGGGUGGCAUGGUUCAGUGGUAGAGCAUUUGCUUUGCAUGCAGAUGGUCCCAGGUUCAAACCCUGGCAUCUCCAAAUAGGGCAGGGAAUGUUUCCUGCCUGAAACCCUGGAGAGUUGCUGCCAGUCAGUGCAGACAGUACUAAGCUAGAUGGACCCAAUGGUCUGGCUCUGUAUGACAGCUUUCCACGUUCCUUUCUCCAGAUCUUUCUGUUCAGAUCUUUCAGCAAGAGCAUAACUAUUCUUUAUUCCAACUAGGCUUGUGUAGGUGAAGUUUCUUGGGGAAAUGGGUCCUAUGUUUCCUGACCAUAUUCUUGUGCAACUUCCACUCAUUUCAGUGGGGAUUUGCAAAGCAGAACUUCCAAGUGGAUCAGCUCCUGUGUUAGCGGGAAAUGUAGCCUUUUUCUUCUUCUUUUGCACUUUGGGCCCUGGAAUGUUUUGUCCUGGUUGCCUCAAUAUCUAUAAUGCUAGGGCUCAGUUCACAUCAGUGAAUGACUCUGAAGAGCCUGUGAAAAGCUCUUUUCUCACUGCUGAGUAACCAAAGCCUGCCCCCAUUCAUUGGAGAUAAUAGGCAGGGAGUCUGAGGGUGAAAUUUCUAGACAGUUUUGAAUUUCCAUCGGUUUCCCUGUUUGGGAACCAACCACGAUUCUUACCUGAUUGUAGGUUUGGUGACAGUGGUAUUUUCGGUCCCUGCUCCUGCCAACCUAGCAGUUCGAAAGCACGCCAGUGCAAGUAGAUAAAUAGGUACCGCUCCGGCGGGAAGGUAAACGGCGUUUCCCUGCGCUGCUCUGGUUCGCCAGAAGCGGCUUAGUCGUGCUGGCCACAUGACCUGGAAGCUGUACGCCAGCUCCCUUGGCCAAUAGAGCGAGAUGAGCGCCGCAACCCUAGAGUCGGUCACGACUGGACCUAAUGGUCAGGGGUCCCUUUACCUUUUAGCAUUUAUUAGCUUCAAAAUGUAUCAGGAAUGGGGAAUUGGUGGCCUUCCAGAUGUUGUUUCUGCAACUCCCUUCAUCUCAGGCCAGGAAAGCCAAUGGCCCUGUGUAUAUGUCUGUCUGUCUAUCUACCCAUAUGAACUUUGCUCCAGUCUGGUAAUAUUAGUUUGCACUUUGUCUCUCUUUUUAUUUGAGUUUAAAAUUCUAGACUGGAAUAGCAGAGGUUAUUGCAGAAAGCCCACUCCCCAGCCCAGAGAUUGGCUUAUCUACCUUGUUUGUCCCCUGCUGCAAACAGAGAAAAGCUCUCUGUUUAUGAAAUAGUGCCAAGCCCUUGAGAGUCUGAGAACAAGGAGGGCAUCAAAAGUAAUUGUGGUGUUUUAAAAAAAAAAAAAUUAUUCAUUUUUUUUGAAUUUCAGGUGAUAUAGUUUCCAUUCUCCCAGAUUCAUAUAGAGAUUUUGAUUUCUGCCUGUCUCUGUGGACUUUUGCAAUAGAGCAGAUCCAUACCAUACAUUUAAAGCACAUAGACUUCCCCAAGGAAUCCUGGGGACUUUAGUUUCACCCUCACAGAGCUACAGUCCCCAGCAGCCCUAACAAACUACAAUUCCCAGGAUUCUUUGGGGGAAGACCAUGUGCUCUAAAUGCAUGGUGUAUUCUCUGCCCCUAGUUUGUAGUGUAGAUUGAUUUGGAUGUAUGUGAGGGGGUUGUGCUUGAUGGAUUGUAGCCCUACUGAGCUCUAUGGAUCUAGGCUCCAGGUCAGACGCCUCUGUGAGCUUAGCAAAUGGGGUGGGGUGGAGAAUGGAUUGGCACACCCUGAAGGCUUCAGGUUGAGGAGACCCAUCCACAGAGAGCCAACACUCUGUCGCUGGGUUCAGUGGCUUGCACAACUGAACAAACACUCCGGGAAAUGUGAAGAGGGCGUUGAUGAAAGGAUCAAUAUUUUAACAGCUAGAAAAUUGGGCUCUUAAGAGGGAACAAGUCCCUUGGGAAUAAAAGAGAGCUUUUGUCAGGAGAGGAAGGCGGAACGUGGUGUUUAACUAAAGGUAACGUUGGGCCUCCUCCUUGUGGGAUUCAUUAGGAUGCAAUAGGUCUCUGAAUGAGGUCACUGUCUCUCUCACACAAUGCGCUCUGAAAUGUCAAGUGUCUUAUGCCAUCUGCACUCUUCCAGGCACUUCCACACAGCCUUGGUUUCGUAAUUUCCGAUAAAACCCAACUCAAAUGUGCCGCCUGGUCUGGAGCCGUGGUUUGCAUUGGCGCUUAUCAUCACCACCAUCUCCUCCUCCUCCUCCUCCUCCUCCUCCUCCUCCUCUGGCACAGUUUCCCUUUUGCCUUUUUACUGCAGGUUACUCCAGGGCGAGUUAUCUUGAUACUGCAGUGCACAGUGGUUGGGGGAGGAGGAAAUGUAGAUUUCUGCAGUUUUACUUUGGAGUUCCGUCUGCUGCAAAAGCUCUUUCCUUGCGAGCAAGCUAGGCAUGCAAAAGUGCAGGGAAUAGAAGACUUCAAAGCCACUGGAACGCAAAGCAUCCCAGGGAGACCACAGAGAAUUUUCCAGGUUGGUACUACAAAUUGAAAUAAUAGGUCAGGAAAUACUCAUUUUGUAAAGAAGCUGUGCAAGGCAGUUAACCGGGUUUUUUAAUAUAUAAAAAAGCAAAAUACCGUAUUUUUUGCUCUAUAAGACUCACUUUUUCCCUCCUAAAAAGUAAGGGGAAAUGUGAGUGCGUCUUAUGGAGCGAAUGCAGGCUGUGCAGCUAUCCCAGAAGCCAGAACAGCAAGAGGGAUUGCUGCUUUCACUGUGUAGUGAUCCCUCUUGCUGUUCUGGCUUCUGAGAUUCAGAAUAUUUUUUUUCUUGUUUUCCUCCUCCAAAAACUGGGUGCGUCUUGUGGUCUGGUGCGUCUUAUAGAGCGAAAAAUACGGUAAAAUCAGUUCCAACAACACUAUAAAACAAUUUCCAGAGAAGUAGCCAUGCCAGUAUGUGUUGCAAAAGCAACUAAAGAAUCUUGUGAUGCUUUAUUGACAAAUUCAUUAUGGCGUUAGUGAAGGGUCAUUAACCACACUGGCAACCCCUGGCGUAAGCCUUCAUGAACUCAAGUCUAGCUCAGGUGCUUCUCUACCAGGCAUUUAAUGCAGAAUUGCCAUGCUUUGUCCACUUGUGUCUAACUUCCCAGUGGUUCGUCCAACUUUUCUUAGACUGCAGAAAGUCAAACCCCCACCUCCCCCCCAUGCUGAAUAAUUGAAGGGGAGUGCAAUCUCCACAGAUGUGGAUGCCUUCAGCUCUAUUUUUCUGCCCUUUUGUUUUAUGGGUGGGGUUUUGGUAUGGGCAGGGACAUACUGGGAAAGGGAAACUUUUGAUAUGGGCAGGAACAUACUGGAAAAGUUAAUCUAUCACCACACAGCCCACAUUCCUUAUAACACUUCCGGUGGGUAACAUGUUAUGACAUUUAAAUCAUCAUUUAAUUUAAUAGUUGGUAAAUAGUUGAUCUUAUCAUUAUAAUUAUCACUAAUAUGCUUUUCCACUUUGGGUGUGUGUGUGUGUGUGUGUGUGUAUAUGUGUGUAUGUGUAUGUCAUAGGACCUUGUGGUGAAGGACAAGUAAGAAAUUGAAUAAAUUCUGUGUCCAGGUCACUUCUGGAUACAGGGGCCACAACACGAGAGGCAUUUCAGCAGAGACUGGUCAGCCAUUUCCCAAGGGCAGUGCAGUUGUACCAUACCCUCCAUUAAGUUUGUGUGCAGGUAGCUUUUGGCUAGAUGACCCCCAGAAUCACUUCCAACUCAAAUGCGAUCAUCAGCACUCUGAAUUACACCUGGGAGCACAUGGUAGAUCUCUUAAUGCUGAUAAAACAAGCUUCUUCUUCUUUUUAAUAUAAUGGGUCCCUGUCAGUAAUCUGACUGCCAUAUUCUGAACCAGCUGACGUCUCCAGAUGCUGUUUGGGUGUUUGCUGAAAGCAUCAUUCUGAUACUCUGAAAAAGAAAUGAGCCAGUGAUGAUAGAGCAGUGAACUAAAUGUAAGGUCAAACCUGAUUGCUGGGUUGUCUGCCUCCCACCCUCCCCCCGCUGUCUAGACUUGAGUUACAUCCUUUAAAAAUGCAGCGGUUGUGCUUGAUGUCUUGUUUUGGAAAUUAUAGUAUGCAGAGUGAUAGAUACAAUUUUCCUUUACAUACUACUAGUGGAAAGCACCUGGUCAUUUGCUUGUUUCUAGGGCUGUGCACACCUGACUCAGGGUCCCGAUCUGGAGCCAUGGACUGGCCCAAUCUGAAUCUGGGUCAAAUAAUUAUUGGGGGAGGGCCGUUGUUUAAUUAGGGUUUUAAAAAACCCCAUAUGGAGGGUCUAACAGUUUCCAAACAAAAACAGAAACUGGUUUCUCCACCGGGGAACCUCAUUGCCAAACGGGGCAACAAUAUCUGAAUGCAUAGAGAAUGGAUGGACAGAGAGACAGGCAGGCAAACCACUUUCCAAAAUACGUAAUACUUAGGACCAAUGGAUGUGGAAUAUUCUUUCAGGGUAUGUUCACAGCAGAGAGAGACUCUUAUAUGCACAGAGAUGGGAUGGAGCAUACCUAUGGGUGAGCACAUGAUCACGAGUGAUGCAAGUCUGGAAACAGAAUGAUCUGCUCCUCCCUAGCAAUAACAUAUUUAAUAUACCAUGCCAUUUGGUCCUGAGUGGCAAGCUCUUUGGUGUGAAUUCCUGACCAGCCCAUCUGAUUCUGCAAGAGUUGUGACAUUGAUUCCAGUCACGUGGAUGGGUCCUUUGAACACGUAGGAAGCUGCCUUAUACUGACUUAGACUAUUGGUCCAUCUAGCUCAGUGUUGUCUGCGCUGACUGGCAGUGGCUGUCCAGGGGUUCAGGCAUGGGACAUUCUUCCAGCCCUAACUAGAGAUGCCAGGAAUUGAGCCUGAGACCUUCUGCAUGUGAAGCAGCUGUUCUGCCACUGAACUAUGGGCCUUCUCUACUGUGACAUCGGUGAUAGGUGAUCUUGCCAGUAAUAGGCAGGCGGAGGAUAUUCUUUUAAAAAGAUCCUGGAAAACACCAGCAAAUAUGUUUGGGAAAUUUCAGCAAGUUGUUACAGGUUUCCCUUAAGAUCUCCUUCCCAUUGGCCUUAGAACACCUCACCUACUUCUCUGCGCGACUGACAGUUUUAAUCUCUUCCUCCUGCUGUCAGGAGAUUUCCAGAUACUACUUUUGGAGUGGCAAUUAUUCAUUUGCUGUCCCUUUUAAACCACAGCUUGUGUGCGUGUGUUUGAGAGAGAGAGUGUGUUUGAGAGGUAUGUCAUUGGAUAAUAAGAGUGUUCAGGAGAACAUUUUAUUUCUUCCUGGAUUUGUUCCCAAUUUUAUUCAUAAUGCAAGAGUGUAAGUUAUACCAGACCUAGUGAAUACCUUAAGGGAAUGGAGGAAGAUGUACAACUUAUUUGUUGAUAAACCCCUGAGAUGUUCUAUUCACAAUCAAGCAGGACGUAAAUCUUAUUAAUUGAAUAAAUCAUCUUGAUUUCCUUUUCUUUAGCCUGCCUGCCAGUCCCUGUGUACAUGCAGUUAUCACUCUUAACUUUUCCGAGUUGCUGCACCAAUGUUGUGAAGGGCACAAGUUGAAAAGUCCCCAGUCAAAAUCUGGCUCAGAACCCAUCUUCACCUACAGAUUCACAUCGCUAACAUACUGCUUUAAACAGUCAUGGCUUCCCCCAAAGAAUCCUGGGAGCUCUGGUUUGUUUUACGGGUUCUGAGAGUUGUUGGGAGAAACACACACACCCCUUAUUCCCCUCAGAAGAGCUAUAUUCUGCAGGGUUCCCUAGGAAGUGGGGCUGGUUGUUAAACCCUUUCUGGGAAUUGUAGCUCUGGGAGGGGAAUAGAGGUCUCCUAGCAACUCUCAGCACCUUUAACAUUUUGGAAACCCCUGUAUUGCCGAGCGUCUCCAACAGUAACCACACUGUGCCAUUUUCUAUUUAGCUACAUCUUCCUCUUUUCUCACGUGGGCACUGGGAGUGCUUUCAUUGCUUCUCACUCUGCUGGAUCAGCCCAAAGGUCCCGUCUAGCCACAGCAUCCUGUUUUCACAGUGGACCACCAGCUGCGCCAGUGGAAAGCCUGCAAGCAAGACAACAGAGCUCUCUCACUUGUGACUAUCCUCGUGUUUCCUCUCAGGAGCGCAAAGCAGUACAUGUGGUUCCAGGUCUGUGCAGAGAAGGCAGGGGCAGCUGGGUACACUUGUCCCGGACCACAAAGGGGAAAAGCUAGCUGGGUGCCCCUGCCAGGGGCCUGCUGGACUUACGAUGUCAGGCCAAGAAUUAGACUCCCUCCUGGGGCCUCAAACAAGCUCUGCACAGGCCUGCGUGGUUUUCCCGUUUAAUCAUCACAACAGUCCUGUGAGGUAGGCUAGGCUGAGAGGCAGUGACUGGUCCAGGGUUCAUGGCUCAGUGGGAAUUGAUUCUGGAUCAGUUUGCAGUUCUUGCUGAACACUUUCCUUGGCGCCACUUUAUUUGAAAAGCCUAUUCCCUUUACAGUUUUGUGAGUACAAUGGUACCUCGGGUUACAGAUGCUUCAGGUUACAGACUCUGCUAACCCGGAAGUAGUACCUUGGGUUAAGAACUUUGCUUCAGGAUGAGAACAGAAAUCACGCGGCGGCAGCGUGGCAGCAGCAGGAGGCCCCAUUAGCUAAAGUGGUAUCUCAGGUUAAGAACAGUUUCAAGUUAAGAAUGGACCUCUGGAACGAAUUAAGUACUACUGUAAUUAUGUAGUGUGCUGUGUGGCUCUAAGUGAAAUUUAAACAGCAGUAAAGAUGGAAACUGAUUUUGUUUCCCCCUGAGAGGGAGGGAUUGGCCUCAUCUUAUCUUUGUUGACAGGUUAUAUGCAGGUUUUUAUCAUGCUCCAGAAACCUACAAAACCUGUUUGACCAGCAGGACAGAAAGAAAUUGUGUCCUUAGUGGAAAAUUCUGUCUGUCCAUCCGUUCAUUGCUGUUGCUUAUCUCCAGCGUAAUGGACCUUGAUGAUGGAGUGUUAUGCUAGCAAAACCAACUCUGCUGGGGAGAGUUCACACAAAACUGGCUAAAGAGCUAUCUCUGAAUCAAAAUUCCUCCUGCUGCUUUUUAUUUUUGCCACAUACCAAAGCAUGCAAGCUAAGCCUGGGAUGGAGGGAACCUGUGGCUCUCCAUAUAUUUUUGGGAACUGCAAUUCCUAUCAUCUGUGACCGGUGCCCACACUGAUGCUGAUGGGAGUUGGAGUCGAACAAAAUCUAGAGCACCACAGGUUGCCCAUCCUUGAUCCUAGAGCUUUGGUAAACAAAUGGGUGUAAAUAGAUUCCAGAUCUUAAGUCUCUCUCUCUGGCAGAUGUUGUGACUGUACAUCAUUGCUUACAUCUGGGGCGUUAACAGUCUCUGUCCCACACAUUGUAAUCAUAUAACCAAUCGAUCACUGUGGUCCUGCAGAUGCCAUCUUAUCAGGACGUCUGCUCCACACAAUGUAGUAGGAAUUGGACCUUUAGUGUUGCGGUACCUGCCCUUGGAAAAUUAGAGGCGUGGAAUUUUUCAGCAAAUACUGAAGGCAUUCAACAAGCCUUUUAAGUUGAGAUCUUUCCAAGACUGCCUAUAUAUUGGAAUUGUUUUAAAUUUUAUCUCCUGCUGUUUGCUGCCUGGGGCUCCUUUUGGGAGGAAGGGCAGGAUAUAAAUUUAAUACAGAAAUAAAUGAUUUGGUGAUAAAGGACAAACUGCCCCUGUUUUUAACCAAAUUAUUGUUAAGAGAGCCGGACGAGAGGGUUGGAGAGGGUGAGGGAGCCUGUACCUUUCCUAAGAACUUGGCUCUUUAGGCAGAAGGGGAAGUGUGUCACUACAGGGUCUGUUGCCGAAGACCAGAGAGGAAGUCUCUAGCAAAACCAGGGGAAAUUGACUCUCUGCCUCUUAUGUGGCAACUGCAUGGCUCUUGACUCUCCCAAGCAAAUGUGUUCUUAAAAGCAGAACAAAGAAUCCCUGUUUUCCUUCUGUUCCAGAGAUCUUGAGUACAAUGUGUACUAACUUGUUGAAAUUCCCCAGACAUAAGUGAUGUCCCUCCCAUCAUAUUUGCUGGAGUUUUCAAGGGUCCCCCUAUAAAAGAAUGUUUCUACCUCUUCAGCCUGCUUGCUGCUGGUGGCGGCAAACUCAUCUUACGCUGGUGUCCCAAUGCAGAAGGCCCAAAGCUCUGAGAUAAGAGCACCUGCUUUGAGGUUUCUUCAGCAAGCGAGUGGUGUAUAAAUUCUAAUAAAUGAAUGAAUGCAGAAAGUCCUGGGUUCAGUCCCUGGCAUCUCCAGGGAAGAGAAGGAAACCCAGAAGGGCUGCUGCCAGUCAGUGUGGAUGGUACUAAGCCAUAUGAGCCCAGCAGUCUGACUCAUUGUAAGGGCAGCUUUCUAUGCUUGCACUGACCCCUCUUAUCUGUGCCACAUUAAAUGCUCUAUCUGUACCCUGUUAAAUGCUCAAGGCCCGUGGGACCAAAAGGGGGAGGGAGCAAAAUAACCCACGGUACACAAAUGUUGCUACAUGACUCCAUUAUUUUCUCCUUGAUGGCUCUCGGUGCCUUGUGAGAGGCUAUCUGGCCUCAGGGUUGCCUUUGCCUUCCCAACCCCUAAAACUUGACAGGAAGUGGACCCGAUGCUGCUAAAACAGGCAGAGAUGAGGUUCCAGUGAUGCAAGGCUGUCUGGUGUAACCGUUCAGGUCAGAAUCCGAGCUUCUCCAGACCUUACGGCUGCAUCAAAGUGAGCUGAAACGCUGCCUUUUUUGCAGCGCCAGUUCCUAUGGAAACGGUGCAUCAGAAGAGCUAAGAACGUGGCGAGGGCUUUAAAGGAACCUCUUGUCUCUCCACAAGCUGCUUUUGAACCUGCUUGCCCUCCUUGCAAUGCGAUAGCUUGGCAGCAGAGCUCAUCUGUAGCCAGCCAUGUGGCUGGGAACUCAUAUUUUGUGUUUUAAUGUAUUUUUAUCGAUUUUCAAGAUAAGACUACAGAUAUGAAGAAGAAAAGGCAUAUAACCAAACGUUGGUGUAGCUGAGGAUCUAAUGCAGUAUUGUUAUAUAUAAUAAAUGUUCUCUCUCUUUUAAAAAGCUAUUGUUUUGACUCAGCUGUACAGGUAACAGAGAGGAAGUGGGACAGUCAUCAAAAGUCUGUAGGCAUAAUCUAUCAUGUUCACACAGACAUGGCUAUUUCUGGCAAAGAGAUGUACAUAUUUUGAUCCAUGGUAGAUUGAAUGAAGUCCUUGCAGCUUUGCCUUUACCCUGUAUCAGUCUGAAUGCUAUCUUUUCCAAGAUUGCUACAUAGACCAAAUGCUGUGUAGAGAAAUGGUCUAAUUCCUUUCAGGGAACACAUCUUUUGUGAUUUAUUUCUAGCGCAGAAUAAUACAGUGCUGUAUAUACUUAUAGCAGCCUUUGAAUUUCUAGCUAUUGCAUCAGUGUGUUACUGAUGCUGAGAAUACAGAGCUUACACAUAAUGUGAAGAGGCAAAGGUGAGCCCAGAGGAUGGCUAUGAAGGGCUAAGUAGAGGUAAACUAUUCAACAUGUGCAGUGCACAUGUGUCUCAUUCCUAGUGGUGCUGUCAGGUCAGGACUUUGUGUCCUAAUCCAUAGGGGUUUCCCACCACUGUAGUUAAGUGAUGGCCCAAGCAAAGGGAGGCCAGGUAUUCCCAGGGGGCAAGACAAGGCAAGAUCAGCACCUUGGAGAGGGAUCAAGGUAUGAGUUUCAGGACCACAGCCGGUGAGUCUGCAGUUGAGACAUAAAGUAGAUGUUGUCUCAGCAAUGUCCUUUAAUAACUGGCAGAUCUUUAUCACAUGAUUAGGUAUUCAAUUGCUAGAAGCCCCAGCUUACCUCAUGAAUACGGAAUACCUGGUCAGUUAAAGGGGCAGUACUUUCCCCUACAACUGUUGGCUUUUCCUAAGCCCCGGGGUUUCAAGAUGUGGUGAUAUUUCCUUAGGGCUCUCUUAAUCCUCUGAGGAGCUUUUGGAUCAGUAAUGAGAAUCUAGUGGCAGAGGGGUCUCAUUGGGGAAGAAGAUAAGGGCUUCAGGAUCCCCAGCUCCACAAGGGACAGACCAGGGAGUGCGGAUCCAUCUCUUCUUUAGGGCUGACAGAAAUGGAAGACUUUGCCCAUGAGAAUUCCUGGUCAGGAGGCCAUGGAACUCUGCAACAGAAGGUCAAAUUUCAUUCAGCAUAAUGAGCCCCCCAAACGUGAAGUUAUACACAUUACUUAAAAACAUAACUAUGUUUGGCAAGUAAGCGGUAUAUAAAUCAAUAAAUAAUAAUACCUUCUAAAGAAGUAGGGGGUCUAAAAUUACCUAGCUGCAGCACUGCUCUUCUCUCUAGCCUGAUCUGUCCCCACUGUGCCAGCUGGUGGGUCCAUAACUCAGUAGUUUCCCAGGUUUCAACACAUGGCAUUUUUGGUUAAAGCAAGUGUGGGGAAUCUCAAGUCCAGGUCCCUAAUGCAGACCUCCAAAUUUCAACCCUCUGGACCAUCCCAGGCUCCACUCCUCACCAGUCCUGCUUUGAGCGUUUUGACUGGCUGGAGGGCAUUUCCGAACUGCAAUAAUGCCUCUUGCUUGUUUGGAUAGAGAUUGGAGAAGUUUGUGUGUCUGUGUAUGACUGUGUAGAAACCUCUGACUACAUGCAGAGAUGCAUUACAUACCCACAACAGCAGCACCAGAGCAUGACUGCUUUUAUUCUAAAAGGCAAGUUUCUAGUCCUCAGUCCUGCAAAGGUUAGCUUGAUGAAGAGACCUGCAUGGGUGGUUCUUGUUAGGUGAGCUGCAGAGGAAAGGAUUCUAGCUAUUAAUACUGAGGGUUUUACAUAUCACUUAACCUCUCCUUGUUACUAGCAGAACAGAUUAUUUAUGCAGAAUAAAUUUAUGCAUGUUCAUGUGCAUAAUGAACCAAGGUAACGGAACUCAGGGCAUAAUCUGGGUUGCUUUCCUAUGCAUGCCUUUUGAGCCUCAGGGCUGAGUAGAUGUGAUGUUAAUUGUGGUAAUUCCACACAGAGGUUGUGGGGGACGGAAGGAGCAGAAUCGGAACGAUGGAGGAGGGAGAGUCUAUCCCUUCCACCCUGUGCCACAGUCCUGGUAAAAAUGACAUCCCUCUUUGCAUUGAGAGGAAGCCUCCAUUGUGGAAAUCUUGCUUAUUUGACUCCUGUUGUCAUCAGGGGUGGAGCUGUUCUUGUGAUUCUACAAGCAGGGUGCUGCCACAGAAAAGACUCUUUUGUGCAUGGAUAGCUGCUCUUUCUGCUUUUGCUUCUUUGCCAUGGGAAUCUCUUCAUUGUUGUUGUUUAGUCUUUAGUCGUGUCCGACUCUUCGUGACCCCAUGGACCAGAGCACGCCAUCUUCAUAGAUCUCUUCAUAGAUCAUCUUCAUAGAUCUCUUCAUAGAUCAAAUCAAUUCAGGCUGCAAAGACCUGCAAAGUGUUGUCUUUUGAAGUGGGUGGAUUUGUCUGUUUCAGUUGCUCUCAGUUUCUCUUUUUUCCAGUCUUAUGUAGAGUUUUCUACAUUUCCACAUCGGUUUGCAGUAUAAAAUAAAGUCCUUAUGAAAUUUCACCAGCAUUAUAGUAUUAAUUUAUAUAUAUAUAUAUAUAUACACAAACACACACACACACAUUUCGCCCCGCCAACCAGUUUUUCCUACUGUAAUGCUUUUUAGCAUGUUACUUUCACAGAUAUAUGCAUUUUUAUGCACUCUUUACCCCCAUUGUGUGCAUAUUUGUACACUUUACUUAGCUGGAGAGCUGCAUUACAAAAUUCAGGUAAGUGCAAAUUUCAAAGAAUGUCUGUGUUUCAGCUAGUGUGUUAUUUCAGAAAGUGAAAAUUAAAUAGGUUCACCUUUAAGUGCAAACAAUUAAAUUUCUUUCCCCCUUCCUAAUCAUGUCUAAAACAGGGGAUGGGAUUCAUUUUUGUGCACGCUGCUUUCAGCAUUUGGAUAGAUGUGAAUUUCAAAGGAUAGCUGUGUUUCAGUUCAUGUUUUGUUUCAGGAAAUGUGGAUUUGGUAGGUUUGCCUUUAAAUGCAAACUGAAUCAAAUUCCUCCUUCAUAUCCCUUGUUGCCUCUGUAGCAUCCUUGUCUUGCGAAAGAUCAGAGAUGGUGCUUUGUUAGCCUUUCAUUGAUUUGUCUGGUUUCCUUCGAUGCUAUAAGCCUGGGCCUCUGGUGGUUUGAGGCUUAAAGUGAGAUUAUUGCGGUUUUGUCUCUGGAAGCCCAUCUCUUUGAUGAGGGAGUUUUUGGUUUUCAGACAAGGAAAAGGUAACAUUAAGGCUUCUUGUUGGUUCAUGGGUACCCGCUUAAAUCAAUAAGAGGAAAGCUGCCCUUUGUGUUGUGGAAGGAGGAUAGCAGAAUUGUCUGAUGUUAGUGGGGGCUUGGGCAAGCUGCUAUUCCUUUAUUUAAGUUGGCAACUUCUCUUCCUGCAACAAAGGUGAGGCUAUUUUGGUUUUGGGAAACAGGUAGAGAGGGGAAAAUGCAUGUUUUACAGCAUCAUUCCCUUUCUUAUGAGAACUCCAGAAAUAGCUGUGCUGAGAUCUAGAAUAUGGGUGGGGGGUCUCAGCCCUCCAAGCCUUUCUAUCUGGUCCUUGGCAAUCUCCUGAGGCCACACCCCUUUGUCCCAGGACAUACCUGUCCCAAGCUCUGCUUUGCCCUCCUUGUGUGUUCUUGCCUGGCUGGAUUGUGUCCUUGCACUCUGAUCAUGCCUCUUGCCUCCCUGGUUAGAGGACAGAAAGGGAACUAGCCUACUGUACAGAGGAAGUAUUUGUUGCUCUGCCUAUGUUUGCCUCUUGCCCCACCCACCACUGCCACGUAGCCCCUGGGUUGCCCAAAAGGAGAUGCCUGGAAGUGGCCAUGAGCUGGGUAAGGGCCAAUAAAUUGAACAGAGGAACAAGACAGAGGAACUGUUGUUUAGCCCUGCCCCACGAACCCCUCAGAAGUUCAACCUUAAAAACUCUGGUGAAUUUGAGAGGGAUGUUGUCACUCAGCAGCAUGGCUCAAAGUGAGAUGAUAGUGAAGCCAAACUAAAUUAUGUCUGCCUGAAAAGAAGUGGGAUGAUAUCCUCAUCCCACCUCAAUCAUGAAAAUUAACCACUGGAUCGACUUCAAAAUGGCCGCCCCUUGAACUCUCGCGACAUAUCAGCCAAGUCUGCAUCAGAAGGUGCUUUAGGGCAAGCCUCACAUCCCUUCCUGGCCUUGAGAUCUUGAGCAUCAUCUUCAUGGUAUUCCCUUCUUUAAAAAUAGUUUCUAUUUAUUGCUAUUUUAGUUUUUCUAUCCCUUUGUGUUGGUGAAAAAAUAAUGUGGGCAGGGCGAAGCUUGCCUCUGGCACACCUCAGGGAACUGUAUCAGUUUCCGACUGGUUAAUGACCUGCAAACCCAGCAAAGUCCUUAGGAUUUAUAAACUCUUAAGUACUUGUUAUGCAAGAGCCUUAGAAUCAUAUUCUGGGAAAAUAAACACUGUACUCAACCCACAGUAUGCUGAAACAUAACAGCUGCGAAAUAGAAAAAUUAUUUACCCCAAAUGUCUUCAGGAAGAUUAUGGAAGUCGUUGUGAUUUAUAGUGAGGGACCAAAGCACUUGACUUUCAUAGGCCAUAAAAUAGCUAUACUGGAAUCAGGAAAGGCUCUGGUAUUAAAAAUGCUCAACAAUCAAAAUUAAAAACUUUGCAACCUGUCAGUGCUGGCAAAUGUAGUGCAUGGGUGCUAAACAUUACCUGCUUCAUUUAUCCCAGUCUCCUCCUCCACCGCACAGUCAUUUUGAAAGUAUAGCCGAACUUCAAAAUAAUAGAUAAAAUACUGCUGAGCAGAUGCAAAGUUUUAAAGGCUGCUGUUACCACAGAGCUUUUCCCAUUGGUGUUACUUCAACCAGGUUUUCAUCCCUCAGUGGCUCUUCCCUUAAACUUUUUGUAAUAUUGCUCUUAUUGGCAAUAGGUGUCACCUGAGCGGGUGUUACAUCCAUGCUGUGGAUUUGCAGUCCGGUAAGAGAAAAUUGCAUUGCAUGAUUACAGUACAUUAUUUAGCCUUGCUUAAUUGCAGCACAAUGUCACAGGCUUCUGGGCUAGGGUUCAAAGUACUCUGCUUUGUAGACAUCUGGUCCAAUUUAGACCAGUUAGUUGCACAGGUAUUGCCAGUGCACAUGACUUUGCUUGAGCCCUUGCCAUUCUAAAAAUUGUGUUCUGCCUUUCACCCGGGAUCUGUUAUCUGUCCCACCACUCCGGAAAGGUGCACUUUCAAAGGGAUCCUGACUGGUGCUGCCUUUCCAAAUUUCGUAUUGUUAGGAGGUAGCACUUUAGCUGUUCUCAGCUGAGCUGACCCAGGCAGCAUAAAUAAUAAGAUAAAUGUUGGACUUUGUUCAAACAGCCUCUUGUUGCUUAUUAUGCUAUUUAGCACUAACCUUGCAGAUGCAAGAACUAUCUGGGUAAGUUAUUUGCAUUGAAAUUCUACCCAUUCUGUGCAGACUCUGCUAAUUCUCCAGUAUGUACUGUUUGGAUGAGUGAAGAUCAGCAAGGAAUUAGACUACUGGGCUCUACCAGACUCUCACAGUUUUGGGUUGGAAUUCAAUCCUAUCCUGGCAAAUUCAGGUCACAUCAUGCGUUUAAAGCACUAUGAUAUGUCUUUAAACAGUCAUGGCUUCCCCUAAAGAAUUCUGGGAGCUGUAGUUUGUUAAGGGCGCUGAAAGUUGCUAGGCCACACUUACUUCGCUCGCAGAGCUGCAAUUCAGUUGGUUGUUAAACCACUCUGGAAGCUGGAGCUCUAGGAGGGGCAUAGGGGUUCCCCAACAACUCUCAGCACCCUUAAUAAACUACAGCUCCCAUAAUUCUUUAGGGGGAGCCAUGACAGUUUAAAGUUGUAUCGUAGUGCUUUAGAAGUAUGGUGUGAAUGUACUCUCAAACCGCACACUUAAAACCAAAUACAGUGGUACCUCGGGUUAAGUACUUAAUUCGUUCUGUAGGUCCGUACUUAACCUGAAACUGUUCUUAACCUUAAGCACCACUUUAGCUAAUGGGGCCUCUUGCUGCCACCGUGCCGCCGGAGCCCGAUUUCUGUUCUCAUCCUGAAGCAAAGUUCUUAACCCGAGGUAAUAUUUCUGGGUUAGUGGAGUCUGUAACCUGAAGCGUAUGUAACCUGAAGCGUAUGUAACCCGAGGUACCACUGUAUGGAGCUCUUGUGAAAGAACCCUGCUCGUCUAAAAGACUGGAUUUUGUGCAAAAAGGAAAAUGAUGGGGAGAUGUACUAGACAGGGAUAAGACUUGCUUGAUGCAACAUCAUCUGCUCUCCUUACAAGCAAAUUGGGAUGCCUGCUCAUUAAACAGGUUGUCUGGAAGUGACCUUUAGCCCAGUAGCAGCAGACGCUGCUUUGCAGGCCAAAGAUCCCAGAACAGGUAGGAGGUAAUGGCUGCUUCUAGAACAGACAGUACUGGAGAUGGGCCAAUGCAGCUUCCUAUGUUCCUGUCACCAAGGGGCCUGUCACAGACCACGAGUCCUGAGUGUGUUGCUAAAUCGGUACAACCAGCACCAGUGGCGUAGCUAGCUGCUCAGGCACCCGGAGCAUCGCGUGCACCUUCCACCCAGGGGCGGGACAAGCCACCCAUUGAGCAGGGUGCACUGGGGCAGGGUGCGCUGCAACGAGCUUCGUCACCCCCCCAGCUGUAGGGUGGCUGAGGGAGAGGCAGCGGGCAGAGGCAAGCCCCACGCUGCUGUUUUGGGCAGCAUGGAGCCUGCAGGUGCCCAAGCCACUGUGUUACAUAGCCCAUAGCCAUUUUGUCACCCCCUUCAGGGUGGUGACACGCAGGGCGGCUCGCACCCACCGCACCCCCCUUCCUACACCACUAUACACCACCUGAGAACUUCCUGCCGCAAAGCAUUUUACAGUAGUACCUCAGGUUAAGAACUUAAUUCGUUCCGGAGGUCCGUUCUUAACCUGAAACUGUUCUUAAUCUGAGGUACCACUAAUGGGGCCUCCUGCUGCCGCUGUGCCGCCACCGCACAAUUUCUGUUCCCAUCCUGAAGCAAAGUUCUUAACCCAAGCUACUAUUUCUGGGUUAGCAGAGUCUGUAACCUGAAGCAUCUGUAACCCGAGGUACCACUGUAUAAUGUUCUAGGUGUUGCAAAGAGCAUUUUCUGGUCUGCAGGACACUACACAGGUGAAGAUAGAGAUGUUGUUUGGAGCCUAUUCUGCCCAAGCCCUGGGCUGUCUCCUCUCACUCAGAAGGAAGUUCUUAGCCUGUUGUGUUUCUUUCCUCUUCAGUAAGCUGCCCUAAGCUGACUUGAAAGACAAGAGGGCGGUUUCUGUUGUUAUGGAAAGGCGUAGGAGGUUUCUUUUCUUCUUACAACAGAUAAUUAAGAAUUCAAAAUAAUUCUUGGGUUAUUGUAGUGCAUAGGAUCAUAGGAAGCUGCCUUAUACUGAGUCAGACAAUUGGUCCAUCAACUCAGUAUUGUGUGCACUGACUGGCAGCAUCUCUACUGGGGUUCAGGCAGGAGACAUUCUCCCAAUCCUAUCUGGAGAUGCUGGGGAUUGAACCUGGGACCUUGUGCAUGCAAGGCGGAGGCUCUGUCACUGAGCUGCAACUCUUGCCCCCUGUGAUGCUGGUGUUAGAUGAGCUUGCCACUAGUAGGCAGGCUGAGGAUGUAGCAACACAUGGACCAAUGCCAGUAUGUAAUUUGUAAAAUAAUAUUUAUAUACCACUGUAUCAUAAAAAUAUAUCAUUGUGGUCUACAACGUAUAGUUCCUACACACUCCGUGAUGUGGCUUUGGGGCCCACAAGAGAUUUCCUUGCUUCAGGUACCUUUUUAGGGAGCGAGAUGUUUUCAUCUGUUGGGUCUCUUGUUAUUUAUUUUUGAAACUGUUGCUGACCUUUACCUCUGAUGGCUGUUUGUUGUUGCCUCCGGACAUGGAGUCUAGUUGUGCAAAGAUGCGUUUUGCCGAGCUUUGUGCCGUCUGUCUCUCAGGCCGUCGGAGUUUAUAAGCCUCUUAUUAUUGGUUCUACAAAGUGUUUUUCAUUUUGCCUGCACACUACAAAAAAAGGAGCCUGUGCUUAAAUCAAAGCCCAUGGUAAUCAAAUUCCACUUUAUUUCCCUUUUGCAUAAAUGUACUUUGCAUAAAUAUAGAAGACACAGACACAUGCAAAAUAAAAAAUGGUACAAAUGUAUUCUGUGGUGGGAUGAAUGUAUGGUGUGCUUUGAUCCUGAUCAAUGUAGCAUCUGGAAUGACUGGACUGAAUGUCUCCCUUCCCCUUGACCUUUUGAGUGCAGCCUUUUAGACAGCAUCCAAGAUCAGAAGUUCUCAGACUUACAGAUUUCCCUACAUUGCCCUGUUCUGCCUGGUUCACCAGCUGCAGCCUUUCUUGGACUGAGAGCAUUUAGCCUCGGAGAUUCAUGCUCUAAUAAUUUCUCAGGUACUGUAAUGCACUCUUCAUGGGACUUCCCUGGAUGAUAUUCUAGAAGUUGGAGAUACUGCAGAAUGCGAUUUCCAAGUUACAGUACUGCAUUGUGCAGCAAAUGGAGAUCAUAGCACCGCCUUUCAUUGUACUAUUGCUCCAACUGCUUUUGAGCUACUAGGUCCAAUUCAAGGUGUUAGUACUAGCGUAAAAAGGUACCCCUGCCCAUACGGGCCAGUCGUGUCCGACUCUAGGGUUGUGCACCCAUCUCACUUAAGAGGCCGGGGGGCCAGCGCUGUCCGGAGACACUUCCGGGUCACGUGGCCAGCGUGAUGAAGCUGCUCUGGCGAGCCAGCACCAGCGCAGCACACGGAAACGCCGUUUACCUUCCCGCUAUAAAGCGGUAUCUAUUUAUCUACUUGCACUUAGGGGUGCUUUCGAACUGCUAGGUGGGCAGGAGCUGGGACCGAAAGACGGGAGCUCACCCCGCCGCGGGGAUUCGAACCGCCGACCAUGCGAUCGGCAAGCCCUAGGCACUGAGGUUUUACCCACAGCGCCACCCGCGUCCCUCAGUACUAGCGUACAAAGCCCCAAAUAGCUUGAGACCCAAGAGUGCUUUCACCAGUACCUUCCAACCCUAAAUCUGCAGCCUAGGGAAGAGCCCCUUCAGUAGGAGAAGUUAAAUACAUAUUUUUGGGAAACAGUGUUCCCUAAUAUAGUGGUUUAAUGAUCAGUCCUUCUUCCCAGGGAACUCUGGGAACUGUAGCUCUCUGAUAGAGAAUAGGGGGUCUCCUAACAACUUAGCCCCACCCCUGUUAACAAACGGCAGGUCCCAGAGUUCUUUGUAGGAAGCCAUGACCAUCAAAGGGAUAUCAUAGUGAUUUAAAUGCAUAGUACGAAUGUGACCGAAGAGUUCUUCUCUGCUUCGCUUUCUGGAAGAGAAGCUGUCCUUGUCAUGGAGGACUGGUGUAAUGUUUUAAGUUCCAGAGAUUAAAUAUUGCACAUAACUCGUAACAAGCUCAUUCUGCUGGCGCUGAUCCUAAUGUAGCCAAAAUGACACCACCCAGACAGAAGGAAGAUGUUCAGCAAAAUGCCAGAAGUUUACAGAAGCACAAAAAUCCUUUUUUAAUAAUAUUUUUUUAUUAGUUUUUAGCUUACAAAAUUUUAAAAACAUACCACACAAAUUAUUACACACAUAUUCUUAUUUAGACUUCCUUCAGCUCCUCUGAUAAUCCUCUGUCAUAAUCACAUCUCCUGCAAUUCUUAACAUAAUAUUGCCUUUAUAUUUCUUAACAGAUCAUCUCUCUCUUUCCAUUUUUACAAUAUUUCUUAAAUUACUCCUCACAGAACUUCUUGUAAACCUACAAAUGUAGUUUGAUCAUCACAAAUACUUUUCAAAUACUCUAUAAAUUUAGUCCAGUCUUCGGUAAACCUCUGGUCCCGCCGGUCUCGGAUCCUUCCUGUUAGCUUAUCCAAUUCUGCAUAGUCCAUUAAUUUCAUCCUCCAUUCUUCCAACGUUGGUAAUUCUUCUUGCUUCCAUUUUUGGGCCAGUAAUAUUCUUGCUGCAGUUACCGCAUAUAAAAAAAGCUUACAGUCUUUUCUAUUUAUCUCAUUUCCAACAAUACCCAAAAGAAAUGCUUCUGGUUUCUUUAUAAAUGUAUACUUCAGCAUUUUUUUCAACUCAUUAUAUAUCAUCUCCCAGAAACAUUUCACCUUUUUACACUCCCACCACAUAUGAUAGAACGAUCCUUUAGGGGGGAAAAACAACGAUCCUUUAGGGGGAAAAAACCCUGAAGGGGUGGGUGUCUCUCUCUCACACACACAUACCCCCACUCCCAGCAAAGAACAGCCCAACCCAAUGAAGUCACAGCAUGUUUGGUGUAGGGUUACCAGACGCCCCCGGAUUUGCAAAUCUGUCCCUGGGAAACGUGACAGUGGCAGCCCCAGCAGCCCAGAGCCAGCCUGGUAGUGCAGUUGGCUCUGGCUGGCUUCAGGAGCUACUCGCUGCUGUGGUGCCCGCCAUUUUUCCUCGCUGGAAGUCCCCAUAUGAUGUGUGUGAUCUAAACUGCAGCAUUUUGUUGCAGGUUCUGUUUCUCAUCUUCUCUCUCAGUCCUUGUCUGAAUUAGGAAACAUCUAUCUCCAAAAGGAAAUUUACUGAUAUCUGAUUCUGGCCAGCUCCUGAAUGCAGGGCGAGUUCAGACUUGCCUUGCCUUACAUCCUAUUAAAGCAGGCUAUUUUGUUGCAUCAGUUUUGCUUCCGGGAUUCCUAUGAAUCUACACCCAAGUCUAUUGUUCAGGGCUUUCAUGCUGGAGUUAGCAGGGGCUAUUCUCUCAUACGACCUCUGACAAUGGAGGUAGAACAUAGUCAUCCUGGCUAGUAGCCAUUCAUAGCCUUACUCUCCACAAAUUUGUCCAAUCCUCCUUUAAAGCCAUCUGAAUUGCUGGCCAUCGCCUCCUCCGGUGGGUGUGAGUUCCAUAGGUUUAUUGCGCACUAUAUGUGAAGAGAGGUACUUCCUUUUAUCUCUCCUGAAUCUUCCAGUAGCCAAGGUGAUGACAGUUUGAGCUAAAUGGCUUCUAGAAUAUUUUCCAGCUCUUUUGGCUAAGAUCAAGUGUAGUAUCUAGAGUAUUUUCCAGCUCUAAUCCUAGGCUCUUCUUGAGACAUGCAACUCUUUGUUUUGUAAUUUUGCCCAUUUCUUCCAACACAGGAGACAGCAGAACACUUCUUGGAGUAGGUCUUUCUAUAAAAUGACUGUCUGGUUGUGAAUUUGCUUUGCAUGAUUAACUGAAAGCUCAAACCAUUUUCUUCCUCAGAGUCCUGGAAGCUUGUGGCUCCUCCCUUCCGAAGUGAAAGAUGGUUCUGCUACGGCAGUUUGGGCUUCUUCUCUGGAAGAAUUACAUCUUGCAGGUAAGAUUACAGAGAGUCGUUCAACAUGGGUAAGAGGGUGGAAAUGGAGAACAGAGAUGUGGAGGUCAGACCUCUGCAUUCUUGCUGCCAAUGUACCUCGCUUUAAGGCCCCAUCUGCACUAUACAGUACAUAUAUUUAAAGCUGUGACAUACCGCUUUAAGUAGUCAUUGCUUUCUGGGAAGUGUAGUUUGUUAAGGCUGCUGAGAGUUGUUAGGAGACCCCUAUUCCCCUCAUAGUGCUACAGUUUCCAGAGUUCAUUGGGAAGAGGGAUUGACUGUUAAACCACUUUGGGAAUUGUUCGCCAUCUUGAGCGGUUGCUGAACAGCUUGGUAGGUUUCUGGAUGAAACAUCGGCUCUGGAUCCAUUCCAGUCUGGCUUCCGCGCUGGUCAUGGGACCGAGACGGCUCUGGUCGCCCUAACAGAUGAUCUCCGCAGGCAGCUGGAUCGAGGCGGGUCGGGGCUGCUGAUUCUUCUAGACCUGUCAGCAGCCUUCGACAUGGUUGAUCACGAACUCUUGGACCACCGCCUUGCCGACGUGGGGAUCCAGGGCACAGUCCUUCAAUGGCUGCGCUCGUUUCUCUCCGGUCGGGGACAGAGGGUGGCGCUUGGGGGGGAAUUGUCAUCCCGCCACUCCUUGGUGUGUGGAGUGCCUCAGGGUGCGAUACUCUCCCGAUGCUUUUUAACAUCUUUAUGCGCCCCCUCGCCCAGCUUGUCCGGAGUUUUGGGCUGGGUUGCCAUCAGUAUGCCGAUGACACCCAACUCUAUCUGUUGAUGGACGGCCAUCCUGACUCGGCCCCAGACACACUGACCAGAUGUUUGGAAGCUGUGGCUGGAUGGUUACGUGGAAGCCGGUUGAAGUUAAAUCCUUCGAAGACAGAGGUCCUCUGGCUGGGACGGGACGAUAUGGGAUUGGGGGCAACUCCCAUCUCUUGCGGGGUGCAAUUAGUGCCAGCACCGUCCGUUAAGAGUUUGGGUGUAAUCUUCGAUACCUCCCUCUCUAUGGAGGCGCAGAUUACAGCUAUAACAAAGGCGGCAUUUUUUCAUCUCCGCCAAGCUAAGCAGUUGGCCCCUUAUCUUUCUCACCCUGACCUAGCCACUGUGAUCCACGCGACGGUCACCUCCAGACUGGAUUAUUGUAACUCGCUCUACGUGGGGCUGCCCUUGAGACUGACCCAGAAACUCCAGCGGGUGCAGAAUGCUGCGGCGAGACUCCUUAUGGGGUCUUCGCUGCGAGAUCACAUUCAUCCGGUACUAUACCAGCUGCACUGGCUCCCGGUGGAGUACAGGAUCAGGUUUAAGGUGCUGGUUUUAACCUUUAAAGCCCCAUACGGCCUAGGACCCUCGUACCUACGGGACCGCCUCUCCUGGUAUGCCCCACAGAGGAGCCUACGGUCUGCAAAUAAAAACAUCCUGAAGGUCCCAGGCCUCAGAGAGGUUAGGCUGGCCUCAACUAGAGCCAGGGCUUUCUCGGCUGUGGCUCCAAUCUGGUGGAACGCUCUGUCACAAGAGACUAGGGCCCUGCAGGACCUGACAUCUUUCCGCAAGGCCUGCAAGACAGAGUUGUUCCACCAGGCCUUUGGUCAGGGCCCAGCCUGACUCCCUCCUCUGGCAACCUGCACAGAACUUUGCUUAACGGUUGCCAUUAAAUUGAUUUUAAUUAAUUUUUAUAAUGAAAUGUUUUAGAAUGUUGGAUUAUUUGAUUGUUUGAUUAUUUGUUUGUUGUUAGCCGCCCUGAGCCUGGCUUUGGCUGGGGAGGGCGGGAUAUAAAUAAAAUUUAUUAUUAUUAUUAUUAUUAUUAUCUAGUGAUAAAUGAAAUAAUAAAAUUUCAACAAAGCCUUAUUUCAAGAGCAAAGCAAAGCAAAUAACCAAUGCGAACAAUUGGGAAGGAAGGUGUUUCUUCCUGUGUAGCUCGUACAAAACUUGGGCAAUGCAAACAUAUCUAACUAAGGUGUGUUUGUUUUGCUUUGUAUUAAAUGUUGAUAUGUCUCUGUGGGCUGGAUUGAAAGAUGCUUACUUGAGAUUUUGGCCAUGGACUAAUCCUAUGAUCCCAUGCCAGGGUUAAUCUCCUUUAGUCUCUCUCUUAUUGCACCUGUCAGGUGUAAAUGGAUCUUCCAUUGCGAAUCAAAGAGCCCACUAGGUCAUAAGGUGGUGGCCUACAAUUGCGUAUCACUGUGUUAGUUGCACAACUCAUCUGCCUCAUCUGCACUGUAUCAGAGGUCAGUUUGCAUAGAAGGCUGGUUUUAUACCAAGUCCAUCUUGACCAUCAAUCCCCCUUGACCAGGGGACUGGCAAAGCUUCUGAAGGGUUGUGUGCAACCUUUCCAAGCUCUGCUGCUUGAAAUCCUUUUCAGUGGAGGUGCUCAGGAGGGACAUGGAGCCUUCUGCCUCAAAGCAUGUGCUCCACUCCAGAGCUGUGACUUCCUCCCAACGAUGAUUGUACACUGCAUAUGAAACAAAGGUAGCAUAAACCAAGGCUUCCCAAACCACAGGCUUUAUUCAAGUGGCAUCCAUAAAAAUGCAAUUAAAAUCAUACAGCAUCUAGCACAAUGCAUUACAGUUGCUACAACAGGCAGAAAAAUUAUUCCUUGUUCCAUCAAGACCCUCAGGAAUUUUCAAGUGGGGGAAAAAGUUUGGGAGCCACUGGUGUAAACAACAAUCUUGUGGCACAUAUAACAAAAUUAGUGGAGAAUAGCUUAAAUUACCCAAUGCAUGAAGCAUUUUCCUGUGUUGCUAGUAUAAAUACACAUGCUUGGGAGAGGGAGAGAAAUGUCAACCAUAAAGUGUCAAAACCAGGAAGGGCAAAAGUACAAAGGGAUAUCUCCAAAGGGAUAAUAAAAUAUUAACUCAUACAAAUAUUCCCUUCACAAAUAAUAAAGAUAUGUAAAAAUCAAUGUAUUCUCCACCUGUGAAUUCCAUCAUUGAGAAUAAAGGUUCUAUAAAGUCAUAGAUGAGCCAGACAUUUUAUAUAUACUAGUGUUACCGAGUGAGUAUGUGCCUCAGUUUUUGUAUAAGAAAUUACGUCAUGCCAUAUGGGGUGGGGGGAGGUUCAUUUGAGUUCUGCCAUUUAGAUACUUUUAGUUUACAAGCACUCUUGUCAAGGAGGGCAAUUUGCCAAACCCUAGAGUACCAACAAUCCAGAUUAUUAAGACUGAAGUUUGACAGUAACAAUUAUAUAAUAGGCAAUGACCAUUCACAGAAGGCACCUCCAGGCAAGGGUUUAAUACUUCAAACAAGUCAUUCACCUAUUGCAAACAAGUUACUGGCAAACAAGUUUCUUGAGCUUACUGGAUUUUCCAUGGAAAGGGUAAAUUCUGAUUCAUUGGGGGGGGUGCGCUACAGGGUGGCAUUUUGAUGCUGUCAGUGCCAUGUGGAUGCUGUGAGGGGAGGGGGGAGAAUGCUUCAUGCACCAAUCCCACAAUACACAGAAAUCCUGACAUUUGUUAGGUAACUGGCUCAAAUAGUGUGUCCAUGUGAUUUAUCCUGAUUCAAGCCACAGGUGAGAGAAUUGCAUUAUGACUGCAGAGGAAAAGGUUCUGCUUGAUACCAGCCUGUUAUGUGAAUGUAUGGGAUUCCUAGCCCACUCUGAUAGGUACAAGAAAUCCUACGUACACUGCACAUUGACCCAGCAAAGAGGAGGAAUAGGCAAAUGGUUUAAAUGCUUUAUGAAUUUCCUUGGCAAUUCAUUGCUUAACCAUUGUCGUUUUUGUUUGUUUUUGUUUUGGAGAUUGCAGAACUGCCUGUACUUUACUUAAUGAAUAAAUCCACCCAUACCACCCACCUUUUUCAUCCAAACCAACCCCACCCCCAGAGCCCCAUUUCUUGUAACUUGACCUGCUUGCAAAGUCUUGUGUAGAGUGUAGUAAUAUAUGUAGAGUGUAGUAAUACAUAUGUAAGGCAAUUACAAAAGCUGUGGUCACUCCUGAUCGCAUGUCUACAGUAUUUAUGACUGGAUUGGCAGCUCUUCUCCAUGGGUGAAGAUCUAGAUGCCUUGGCAAGUUCUAUCUGCAGUUGCUGUAAAGGCGCAUGAGCAGAGACUGGCUCUCUGUACUUUGUUUGCUAGCUCAAAGGAGGCACGAAAUGGCUACAUGCAGAGGAGCAAGUCAUCCCCAUAUCUCAGUUUAUUAAGCUGAAAAGGUUAUUGGUCCCAAAGAUGCUACAGUGCUCUUUGGACUUGAUCUAGAGGUGAUCCCUUGGACACGGUCUCAAUCUCACUUGAUUACAGGUAUGAAAGAGAAAUGGCCAAGAUGAAAAUUAAGUGCCCUGGAAUUGCUUUUUAGAAAUAGUUCAAUAAGUUGGCAAAUAAUUUACUGCAGAAACAGAAAGUUGUGUCGUCGUCAUCGUUAUUAAUAUUUUUAAUUAAUGAACUUAGUCACUUUUUUUUACAAAAUGUAACUCAAAGUGAUUUACAACAAAAUAGCACAUACAAUAAAAGCAACACAGAACUAAAACACACUUAAAGCUAAAAACACAUUCAAAUUUAUAAAAAAAAUGAGGGCUAAAACAUCACACCCACUGAAGGGCACAAUAGAUAAUUAAAGACGAAUGCCAACAACAAAGGCCUGGCAUAAAAGAAACAUUUUGACCUGGCACCUAAAGAUAGGCAACAAUGGUGUCAGAUGUGCCUCCCUGGGGAGAGCAUUCCAUAAGCAGGGAGCCAGCGCUGAGAAGGCCUGUUCUCAUGUCGGUUGCUAGCAGACAGCCCCUCGUUGAUGGCUCAGCAUGUCAAUUCUUAAGUUCUAGCAGCAGCAAAGAGUAACUUGCUGGGGGUGCAGCAUGGAUAGCAACACCUGAUCUACACUUGCAGCCGUUUCCCACCCAGGGGAAAGGAUUCCAUGCCAAGCUAAACACAUAUACCUGGUUUGUUUUGCAGAAGCGACAGAUUUUGGUCACGAUCAUAGAGAUCUGCCUGCCAUUGUUGUUUGCUGCCAUCCUCAUUGCCCUCCGUCACAGAGUACAGGCGGUUGACCACCCGAAUGCUACCACCUAUCACAGCCUUCUGGUGUCUAAGCUUCCUGUCUCCCCUCAUUGGCACCCAUACAACUUGGAGCUGGCCUAUGUCCCCGCUAACAACACGGCUGUGAAGAGCAUCGUGGAGACUGUGGCGAAGGCACUGGAAAUCAAUACCAAAGGUCAGGAACUAGGCAGGUUGUCUGCAUGUGCAAAUGUUUGCUCCUCUGUAGCAUAACGCCCCCUUGGUGUUCUUUCUUAGUCUUUGGCUUUGGCUCCGCCUACUGUUGGGCUCCUUACCUUCUGCUCAACCAGUCCCAAUGGGCACCAGUUGCCACUGGAUGGGGGAAAGUCUGGAGUUAGCUGGCUCUGCUUGUCACUGGAUCUGGCUCCACCUGCUGCUGGACUCUCUGCCUUCCUCCCUACAAAAACCCAUAGACACCAGUCACCACUUCUUGAAUGAAACACCUUGCCGCUCCUGUUCCCCACCCCCCACCUCGCACACUCAUUGUGUAUUUUGUUUUCCUUGCAGUUCGAGGCUUCCCUUCUGAGAAAGCCUUUGAAGACUACAUCAGGUUUGACAACCGCUCUGGCAAUGUUCUGGCUGGCAUUGUCUUCGAAAACCUCUUAGCUCACAGUCAAGAGCCCCUGCCACUGCAGGUAAGGUGUUACGGGGGCAGGUUUCACCCAAGGUUUCUCAAGUUGAUAAAGCAGGGGUGGGGGACUUUUGUGGGCAUGUGUGGCUGGGAGCCAUCUUGGAAAAUUUAACUUGGCCAGUGAGUGGCAGCUAUUAAUGCACAGUUAAUUAGCAGGUGCUUCCAGACAGCCUGUUAUAGUGAGCAUUCAUUUUGCUUUGUUGCAGGGAGUUUAGAUGAUAUUGGCUAUUUACAGUGGUACCUUGGUUGUCAAACUUAAUCUGUUUCGGGAGUCUGUUUGAAACCAUUCGGAAACCAAGGCACAGCUCCCGAUUGGCUGCAGGAACUUCCUGCACUCAAACGGAAGCUGUGUCUGAUGUUUGGCUUCUGAAAAACAUUCGAAAACCGGAACACUUACUUCCAGGUUUGUGGCGUUCAGGAGCCGAUUGUUCGGCAGCUAAGCCAUUUGGGAACCAAGGUUCCACUGUAAUGAGUAAUCAUUUUGAUUUGUUUGCUGGGAGAUUGGCUUUUGCCAGUUUUUCUAUAUUGUUAUGUGGGUUUUUAAAUUUUUAAUUCCUCUUGCAGGUGAGUUACCGACUGCGUUUCAAAUACAGCCCUAGGAAUGCCCCUCGGAGUGAGCAGACAGGCCUGAACCCUAACCUGGACCGCGAUUGGCACACCAGCUACCUCUUCCCGCUGUUCCAGUUACCAGGACCCAGAGAACCCAACUUGCACGAUGGAGGGACACCAGGUGAGUAAUCUCUGGGCUGGGAGUUCAUGGAGAAAGUUAACUACAUGAGUAUCAGGGCACAGGAACAGAUGAAGCUGCCUUAGACCAGGUCAGACUCUUUGAGCACCAUAGAUUAGCACAGCCUCCCCCUGACUGGCAGUAGCUCAGGAGAGUCUCAGGCAGAGGCUUCUCAUAUUCCAUGCUGCCUAGUACAUUUUAAACUGGAGAUGGCAAGUAUGAAACCUGGGACGUCUUGUGUGCAAAGGAAGUUAUCUGUGACAUGAACAAUGGUCCCUCCCCAAAGGGAUCUACCAGGCUGAUGUUUUUUUGUCUGAGUAUGUAUUCUGUUCUGCGGUUUUUAUUGGAGAUGGUGUUACUUUAGGUUCUUGCAUCUGAGGCCAUUUAGGACCUUGCAUGCUAAUAAUAAUACACUGAAUUGUUCUGCAAUACGUCCCCAAUUUUACCGCAUUAUUGCCACCUGGCUUUGUAGAGCUCAGUAGCUAGGAGGAUGGAGACAAAACUAGAGUUGGUUCCACCUAUCAUUGACUCUGACUCCACCCUGAGCGAGUCUCCUUGCCUCCUGCCCUAUGAGUCCUAAUGGGCACCAGCUACCACUGGGGAGUCUGUGGCCCUGCAAAUGUAGAUGGACUCCUGCUCCCUUAGCCCUCAGUCAGGGCUGAUGGAGGCUGUAGUCCAACAAAUGCCUGGAAGGUCACCAGUUCUCCACUCUUGCUGUUGUGGUUGUGAAGACAAAAUGGAAGUGAAUAGAAUCUUGCAGCCAUCCUGAGAUCCUCGGAGGAAAGAUAAAAAUAUGAUGCCCCCCCCCCAUUUUAAAAAAUGGAACUUGCAUUCAGCUGUCAUAGCUGAUGUAUGAUCUUCCUAGAACAAAUUGUGCUGUUAACUUAAUGAACUGUGUGGCUAUAGAUGUGGGUGAGGGCUCCCCUCAUCAGAUGGCAAGCAAGGCUUUUUGGGUAAAUACACAAUCCAUAAAUGGCUGUUUUUUUCCAAAGCGACUAGAAACUGCUUAAAAGCAGGCCCACUCUGCAUUGCACACACACAGCCAUGCUGCUCCACGAAGCCUCUGGUGGCAGGCACCAGCGCAAAACUAGGGCAUCGCUGGCCAGCACAGGCUGUGAGAAGCAGGAGGUCUCGUUUCCAGCUGCCUACUUGUUUAUCAUUUAAAGGACAAGCUGUGUGCAUCGCCUGCCUCUCUCUCGAACCCACUUUCAUUGUCUCCUUGGCUCACUUACGCUGGAGGAGUGAGCGGCGGAAUGCAUUUAAUUAGCAGCUUAACAAAUGGCUGCAGUUGCAGAGAGUUGGCAGAACUGCCGGCACCUAGGCUUGGCAUGUUUUCGUGUUAGUCAUCUCCUAAUUGGAACAGGGUUGGUGAAAUUCUUCUGCUGCAAAGACACAAUGACAUUUGGCGGCUAAUAUGCACAUCUUAGGUCUAGCUGCAAACUGCAUGGAUAUGUCGUUUCAACAAUAGAAGAGAAUUUAUGGGGGUAGGAGGAUAGGGGGCUUGGAAAGAAAAUACAGAGAUGAUGGUGAUGGUGAUAUUGAUUUAUACCCUGCCCUUUCCCCUGGCAUGGACUCAAGGUGGCUCAAGAUUUUAAUAAUAAUAAUAAUAAUAAUAAUAAUAAUAAUAAAAAAAAAUUUUAUUUAUAUCCCGCCCUCCCCAGCCGAAGCCGGGCUCAGGGCGGCUAACAACAAUAAAACAGUACAAAAGUACAGCAUAAACAACACUCUAAAAUCAUUCAUUAUAAAAUUAAUUAAUUCAAGCCACUGGCACCCAUUGGGCCAGAGCUCCGCGAAGAUUGCCGAGGUAGGGAGUCAGGCUGUGCCCUGGCCAAAGGCCUGGUGGAACAGCUCUGUCUUGCAGGCCCUGCGGAAAGAUGUCAAGUCCCGCAGGGCCCUGGUCUCUUGUGACAGAGUGUUCCACCAGAUCGGAGCCACAGCCGAAAAGCCCUGGCUCUAGUUGAGGCCAGCCUAACUUCUCUGUGGCCUGGGACCUUCAAGAUGUUUUUAUUUGAAGACCGUAAGUUUCUCUGUGGGGCAUACCAGGAGAGGCGGUCCCGUAGGUACGAGGGUCCUAGGCCGUAUAGGGCUUUAAAGGUUAAAACCAGCACCUUAAACCUGAUCCUGUACUCCACCGGGAGCCAGUGCAGCUGGUAUAGCACCGGGUGAAUGUGAUCUCGCAGCGAAGACCUCGUAAGGAGUCUCGCUGCAGCAUUCUGCACCCGCUGGAGUUUCUGGGUCAGUCUCAAGGGCAGCCCCACGUAGAGCGAGUUACAAUAAUCCAGUCUGGAGGUGACCGUCGCGUGGAUCACAGUGGCUAGGUCAGGGCGAGAGAGGUAAGGAGCCAACUGCUUAGCUUGGCGGAGAUGGAAAAUUUUACAGAUAAUAUCUCAGCUGUGAUUCUAACUUGUAGGAAUUUAGGUUUCCAAGAGGUUUGAGGAUCCCAGAGAGCACACUGCAGCUUUUGAUCACAGUCACAUGAUACGUUUAAAGCAUCCAAGGCUUCCCCAGAAGAACCCUGGGAACUGUAGUUUGUUGAAGGUGCUGGGAAUUGCAGCCCUGGGGUGGGUAAACUACAGUUCCCAGGAUUCUUUGGGGGAAGCUAUGCACUUUAAAUGUGUGUUAAAUGUGCUUUAAAUGCAUUGGUGUGGAUGUGACCUUUUAAGUCUCAUGUCCGCAUGUAUCUAUGCAUUUGCAGAAUUAUUUAUAUACCACCAAUAGUAUAAACUGUUGGGGUGAUGUAAAUGGUGAGACAUUACUUCGUUGUUGUAAUAAAAUACUAGGUUGGCGAUUGAGUAUGUAAUUAUAAUGGUGAGUAGAGAUCAUAGAGAGUGCUGGAACUAAUAGGCCUUAAACUGUGGGAGCGUCUAGGCCUGUAAUUCCACACUGAACUUCAGUAACUGGCAUAAGAAGUUAUGCAAAUGUUUGCCAUGUGAGAUGUAUUUGCUUGAUUUACAGGCUUUGUUUGGGCUGAAGCCUUGUUGCUUGUUUUAAAUAAAUUCCCAUAUUUUGUUAGAGUCCGAACAUCCUACUAUAACUUAGCCUUCCUUGUUGAUUACUAACAAUAAUUGCACUAUCUUGUCUGCAGGAUUGUAGUGUAAGACAUGUGAAGCAAAGGCAAGAGGAAGGGAAUGGAGGAAGAUAGCCCCACAGUUAAAAUAAGUCAGUUAAUUAGACAGGGCAUGGGAGCCUGGUCGUUUUUUGAGAGGCGCUGACCUCCCUGUAACCUGUUUAUUCAGCACUCAUCCUGAUUUGCUUACAUGAACUUUAUGCAGGGAUUAGAUUAUAUCUCAUUUUUAUUGAGCAUUCAUUUUGAUUUGUUUAUGGAACAGUUCUGUAUUGUAAGAACAUAAUAAGAGCUGGCUAGGUCAAGCCAAUGGCCUAUCUAGUCUAGCACCCCCUUCUCCCAGAUGCCUGUGGGAAACCAUCAGGCAGGACCCAAAUACUAUGAUACCAUUUUAAACAGCCUUGGCUUCCCCCAGAGAAUUAUGGGAACUGUAAUUUGUUUAGGAUGAUGAGUAGGGCCAGCCCAGGAUGUUUUGCUGCUUGAGGCAAAAAAGAAAAUGGCGCCGCCUCCUUCCCCUCCUUCUCGGCCUGAGGUCACUGCAGGAGACCGGGGGAAAUUUGGUGUGCACACUUUUCUCUCGUAAAACUUCCUCAGCUACAGCUUUAGCUUCUACUGGAUUUGUUGAUUGGCAUCAGGCUUAUCUUGUGCAAACUCUAAAAAUCAUAUGAACUCUAUGCUAACACACUUAAGCAAGCAAGUGUGGUCAAAUGCUCUCAUCAACACUCGAAGAGUGAAUCAAAGCAUAGCAAGAUUACUUGGAGGCACAUACCUCAGGGAGUUAUUUGGCAAAUUGUGAUGAGAAUGAAUAGCAAGCAAAAUUUACUGUACCGGAUGUAGAGUACAAAACUUUCAAAAGAAGGCAGAAAGUAGGGGGGGAACCUAAUGAUGGGACAGCACCCAUAGUCCUAGAUGAAUUUUCUCCAAGAGAUAAGUUUAGGGUAAAUUCAUUUAUCCCUGUCAUGGAUGCUCUUGAAGCCAAUCUAGGCAGAAGAGCAACAGUGAAUAGGAGUGUGGCUGGCAAUUUUUCAUUUUUGUUGAAACUGCAAGCAACCAAGGAGCAGAUUCACAAUGGCAUUGAGAUGUUGGUGCAAGAGUAUCCAAAGAUGACCUUUUGCACUCCCACCUGUACAGGCUCAUGCUGAAAAGCCACCAAGAUAUAUAUCAAAUAAUAUUUCAGGAGAAAAUUUGGACUACUUUUCCAAAUGUGGAAGCAAUUUUCAGAUUGUUCUUGUAUUUAAUGGUUACAAACAGAAUGGUUGUCUGAUCUAAGCAUUCUACUGCCUAGAAAAUGAUAAACUGUGACUUCCUGAUUUUAAUGAUAUAAUAGAGAAGUUUGCGUCAAAAAGAGCUCGAAGGAAACUGUUCUGACUUUGUAUAUAGUGAAAUGUUAUAGUAUAGGUAUGAUUCCCCUAUGAAUGUGCAGUGUGAAUGUCUUCAUUAAUUCCAUACUUCUGUAAAAUUAUUAAAGGUUAUAAAUGUGUAAACAAUUUAAUCAAUGCCAAAAAUUCAGCAACAUUCUACUUCCAUUGAGCAGAUAAAGAAGAGGACUAGGUUUUAUUGCUCAUGAUCAGAAGACCUCCUAGCCCUGGGCCUCCAGCUGUUUUAAUCCAGGCCUGGAGGGGGGCAGAAAGGAGGCUGGAGAGGAACAGGCAGGGGGAGGAAGAGGAGGAGAAGAAAAAGAAGUGCAGGAGGCAGCAAGCAGUGCCUUCCUGUGGGCCCUGACUUGCCCCCCGCGGCUGUCCCCAGCCUGCCACCUGAGGUGACUGCACCACUGAGCAGUGAUGAGAGAUGUUAAGAGACCCUUAUUCCCCUCACUGAGUUAGUACAGUUCCCAGAUUUCACAGUGAAGAGAGAUUGUCUGUAGAACCACUCUGGGGUCUCCUGAGGACUCUCAGCACCCUUAACAAGUUGUGGCUCCCAGAAGUCUUGGUGGGGGGUUGGAGGGAAGAGCCAUGACUGUUUAAAGUGGUAUGAUAGUGAUUUGUGAUGUGAAUGUGGCCUCAGUAUCAGACAACUUCUGUGAUGUCCUUUCUGACCCCCUCCUCUUGCUUCCUUAGGGUAUUACCGAGAAGGCUUCCUGGCAGUGCAGCAUGCUGUGGACAAGGCAAUCCUGCAGUCCCACACCAACACUUCUGUGGAAAGUCUGCUGGAAAAGUUCAUGGUGGUCAUUCGCCGUUUUCCCUACCCACCCUACGUCAAUGACCUCUUUGUGCUGGCCAUUCAGAACCAGCUUCCCCUGCUGCUCAUGCUGAGCUUCACCUAUACCUCGCUCAACAUAGUCCGUGCUGUGGUGCAUGAGAAAGAGAAGAAGCUGAAGGUAAUGCAGUGAUAAGUGCUUCUGGCAGUCCAGGCUAGGCAGCAAGUCUAUCUGUGUGGAUUUCUGCAUCUGCCAUGUGUAUAGCUGAAUUUGCAGUUGCACCAAACUCCUAUUGACUUUGGGAGUCUAAUCCCAGAAUUUAUUAUUCCCAGAGAAUCAUAGGGUUGGUUCCAGCUAGGUCCUACUCAGAGUAAACCCACUGGACCUGUUAGUCAUGUUCAUUAAUUUCAGUGUGUGUUCUCUGAGUAGGUCUUAGCUGGAUACCACCCUUGGCUUCCAUCCAUUUUUUGGAAAGAGAUUGAGGUCCCAUCUGCACUAUACUUUUAAAGAAGUCAUAUUUCAUAUAAAAAGGCAGGUAGCUGCUCGCUUCUUGCUUGCAUAUGUUUUGGAAACAGUAAGUGAUCUUACAGCGAGCAGGAAAACUGAAGAGCAAUCUAUAUUGACUGAUCUUUUGCAUGGAACUGAAGGGGUACGACUGGUUUUGAAAGAUUAGAAAAGACAAACUUGGGCAGAAGAAUGUGUCCAGUGUUUGCUGAUUGCCCUUAUCUGCUGAAAAGAACUAUAAACGUUCAUAAGUGCUCCUUGGAAGGGAGAAACUGGCUAUGGGAUUCAAGGGAUGAAUAAUGUUGGGAUGGAGUUAAUGUUAGAAGAACCCAGUGGCUUGCAUGAGGUUAUGAUGAAUUUUUGCAUCCGCAGGAGUACAUGCGAAUGAUGGGCCUCAGUAACUGGCUGCACUGGAGUGCCUGGUUCCUCAUGUUCUUCCUCUUCCUCUUGGUCUCCAACUUCUUUGUCACCAUCCUCUUCUGCGUAAAGGUGAGCAUCUCCCAGCUGGCAUUGAAACUUAACACGCACAUCAGGGUUGGCAGCACACUCUGCCUUCCAUUUUCAAGGUUUCUUUAGUCUGUAUGUUGCUGCUGAGUUCUGAGUAGAUAAUGGGACUAACCGCAGGGUAUUGAUUUUUGCAGGUGAGCAAACAGGGAGCGGUGCUCACAAAUAGUGACCCCACUCUGGUGUUUACCUUCUUGACAGUCUUCUCCAUCGCAUCCAUCUCCUUCAGCUUCAUGGUCAGCACCUUCUUCUCCAAAGGUAAGCAAAGUGUCCUUGGCUGUUUGUCCGUCAGGAUGAAAGAGUGACUGAUUUGCACAACCACUUCUCUCAGGCUGGCAGAAUCUGCUGGCUGCUGCUUAGCCCACGUUUGAAAAGUUUGUUGCCUUUCAGGCCCUGCUUUUGGUCAGUGGAAGGCAGAAAGUAGAUCCAGAUCUGCUGGCAGAUCCCUUUGUGCCUCGAAGCAGAUUAACAUAGGUGCCUGGAGGAGAUUGGGAAAUAUUCCAAGAAUGGCAGCAAAAAAAUGGACCUCACUAAUGAAGCCCUACCCAAUAAAGAUCACAUUCAUAUUAUGUUAAUAGACGCUAAGCUCACAAUUUCACAUUACUAGAAAGCGGAUAAUGAAAUUUCUGUUGAUAAAUGGUAUGACAGAUGCUGGAUUAUUGCCCUGUUAGAGAAGGUUACCAAUAAUAUAAGAACCAUGAAAGGCAAAUCAAACCCUAUGAACCACAGUGCAGUCUGGGCACCCUUUUUAUUUUGUGUACAUCAACAUCUGAUACUGGGAGACAUCCACCAUCCUGGCAGAAAACAAUUUGAUUGACCUUGGUUGACUCUUUUGUCCAGUUAGCAAGACAGGGAAAGUCUAAUGUCAGUUUAUUUGUUGUGCCGGCAAAGGCAUGCAAAUUGUUAUCAGCUGUAAUGUGUAAUAAUCUCACCUGUGGUUUUUUUUUUGUCCCAUUUCCUGUUGGUUUUUAUGGUUUUCAGCUAUUUGCAUUUUAUAGUUUGGCUGUGAUUUCUUUUUCUUAUACUGCAGUGUCUAAGGAUAAUAAGUAGUUUUGAAAGGAAAGAAGAAGGAAAUGACUGCUCUCCCUGCAAAUUAUACUAGUCAUAGCUGUCAACGUUUCCCUUUUUUUAAGGGAAAUUCCCUUAUUCCGAAUGGGAUUCUUCGCAAGAAAAGGGAAAAGUUGACAGCUAUGAUACUAGUGAGAUGAAAUAAGCUAAGGCGAUGGGAAAGAGAGGGUGGCCAGCCGUGGAUGUUUGCUUGGAAGGGCUUUGAGUUCAGUUCAGUUCUGGUACUCAAAACAAAUUCUGGGGCUCACAUGAUGGUUCCUUUCUUGGCCCAAGGUUGUGGGGAGGAACGGAAGCACGUGCUCAUCCCUUGUUUGUUUUUAGCCCAACGAUAGGAUGUCCUCUUGGAAUCCACAGAGAGUCGGCCACAAGCUUAAUCUCAGUUAUCUGUAGGCAAUCCGAAAUUAAUCCCGUAGGACUUAUUUCUGAGCAGAUAUGGGUAGGACUGUGCUCUUAAGUUGCAGAGGCAGUUAACUCCUGUUUAUUCAGCCCCCUGGUGCGGCAUUCCACAGCUUUAUUGCUUCCAAGUUGAAAGUACAAGAAGCCAUGUUUUGUUUUGUUUUGUUUUGUUUUGUUUUGCUUUGCGUUUGGCCCCUCCUAGUUUCCCAGGGUGAUCAUAAGGCCAGGAAGCUGGUGGCGCUUUGUCUCGUCAUAUUCUGGAUUUGAAAUGUUAAUUAUGAGGUUAUGCAGGAGCAUCAGUGAUGUGCAUGAUAGCUGAUAACAGACGAGCAGCUGAGUGGAAAUUCCCCAGGGGUGUGGACUGCCACUUUGCAAACCUAAAAACACAUGCCUUUUUCUUCUGCUACUUUGGCCCGCUCAAGAUACAGGAUUGUCCAAGGGAGGGAAGUAGGUUGGGUUACCCAUUGCAUGUAACUUAGCCAUGGUUCCUAUGGCAGCUCGAUUUGUAGUCGAUAGUGCUUGUUGCCACUGGGACUGCAAAAUAUUCCCCUGCUCUUUUGUGAAGAUCAAGUUGCUAUUUCAAGCAUCAGAGCAGCUCAGGACUUUUUUUCUAGUUUUUUUUUCUUUUCAAAACUAACUGUCGUGUCCCUUGAUGCCUUUUUGCUUCCCCAGCACCACAUAUUGGGAUAGAAGUGAAUGAAUGAACUGGGAGGUCUCAAUAAUAUCCAUGCACGUAUAGUAUUUGCUACUGUACUGCUGAAUAGUAGGCUCAGCUUUCUUCCCCUAAAUAAAGCAUCAGAAAGGAGCCCUGUAGGUCAGACCAAAGGCUUAGCUAGUCCAGUACAGUAUUCUGUUUCCCACAGUAGCUGAUAACACUGAAUUUCCCUCCUUUGCAACAUAAUGCAUCCCCAUCAGUUUUUUUCCCUGCAGUGUGCCGAAAAACAGGGUGUGGAAUAGUCCCUGAGAUGAUGGCAUUGCUAGAUUUGAGCAUUGCAAAGUAUGCCAGAUUUAACUUAUAUUGUUUUUUUAAUUGACUAUUGUAUUUUAAUAUUUUGUUGGAAGCUGCCCAGAGUGGCUGGGGAAACCCAGCCAGAUGGGCGGGGUAUAAAUAAGAAAUUAUUUAUUAUAAAUUAUAUUAUUAAUAAAUAAGAAAUUAUUUAUUAUAAAUUAUAUUAUUAAUAAAUAAGAAAUUAUUAUUAUUAUUAUUAUUAUUAUUAUUAUUAUUAUUAUUAUGGUGGUGAUGAUGAUGAUGAAGUGGGGUGUAUGGGUGGAGAAUACCAAGGAAGAGGAGCUGUACAUGGCUUCCUUUCAGACGAAUUCGUAAAUGCUGCUCUGGGAACCACCGCUAGUCCCUGGUGUGUUUUCAACUAGUCCCAAGACCUCAGUUAUUAUCGCACAGGAAGAUGCCAAAGAGCAAGAGGUUUCUUUGACUCAGCCACUGCAUUCCGAAGAGGCAAGCCACCUUUCCACUUUCAAAUCUGAAAUGAAAUGUGGCUUGCCUCUUCAGCAUUUGAAGCAGCUGCCUGUAGAAACAUCAGAGGGUUUUGAGCUUUGUUGUCCCUCCCCCUCCCCCAUGGCAUGCUUAUGGUAUUAAUUGGAUCGCAGCUUUACAGCACAAGUUGUAAGGGGAGGAGACGCAAUUAUAUGUAGGGAGUAAGAAAACCAGAACUUUCAGCACAACAAAUUUUAUUGUAGUGCUCUAAGCCAACCCUGGGAUAGUAUGCCUCACUUUAAUGCAAUGCUGGGGACUUCUAGCCCAUGAGCCUAAUUAGGCCUGACGAGGCUCCUGAUUUGGUAGGUGUCCUUUUUCUGAGUGCAGCCGGUCCCUGCUAAAUCAGGAUUUGCACCCGGUACCUGGAAAUCCCACUGGAAUCAGCUGCAAAUGCAGCUAGUCCCUGUUGAAGGUGCCAGCAGCAACACCCCACCCCACCUUUGGCAGUUUAAUGGAUUGCAAUGUUUACAUGUCAAAAGCAACUCCAGGAAUUUGAGGCCUAAGCAGUGACUAUGCUAGGAACAGAUUGCAGAGUGAAAAACAGCCAGGUCUAGUGUGUCACUGCAACAGUAAAACUUGAAAAUCUUGUUUGCCCCUGGUUUUCAGAGUUGCGCCUGUAAUUCACUCUCUGGAAGAGGCGGGAUGUGACUAAGCACAGUGAACAAGUUUGUCGCUGUGGGAAUGCAGACGCAGACCCUUGUUCAGCCCACCCAUGCAACAGUUUUUCAUUUUGAUGCUUUUUAUACUGAAACCUUCCAGCCAAGCAGACAGUAAUUCAUUUGAGGUUUACAAGUUUAAUGUACCUGUCAUUGUGCAUUAACAACGCUUUCUUCUUAGUAGAAAACAUUGCACAUCAAAUCACAAAAGCAAUGCCAAUUUUAAUUGCGCUUUGUUCAUUUUUAACAGAUGAAAAAGUUAACAAAUAAAAACAUUGUUACUUAUUGUAUAAACAGUGAUAGAAUAUGUGUCAAGCAUGCGUCCAGUCAAAAGUUUCGCUGCAUAUGGAAUGUGAGUAUGUCAAGGAGAAGAGUUUGAGCCUGACCUCCUUCUUGAGGUGCUAGCUUUCCAAAUGCAGAGAGAUGUGUGUUUUAACUUGGCGGAGUGUUCAGAUCAUGUUCAGACUGCCCCACCUGCAGUCUGAAGUGAUACACUCCUGGAAAGGGUUUAUAGACGCCAUAUACAGUGGUACCUCGGGUUAAGUACUUAAUUCAUUCCGGAGGUCCGUUCUUAACCUGAAACUGUUCUUAACCUGAAGCACCACUUUAGCUAAUGGGGUCUCCUGCUGCCGCCAUGCCACCGGAGCACGAUUUCUGUUCUCAUCCUGAAGCAAAGUUCUUAACCUGAGGUACUAUUUCUGGGUUAGCGGAGUCUGUAACCUGAAGCAUAUGUAACCUGAGGUACCACUGUAUACAUAUAUAUAUUUCUUUUUUUAAAAAAAGAUUUAGACAUACAGUAUAAGUCUGGCGCAGGGGGUUGGAACCACAUAUAGGAGUAAUGAGCUUGCUCAGUGUACACAGAAUGCUGACUGACUGUUUUGGGGAAACAGGGAAGGAAAAGGAGACUGCAAUGGAGUGUCCAGGAAAAGGGUAUUAUCUUGCUGGGGUCCUGAGCAGGAGCACUCCAUGCUGCAAAUGUUUUUUGCAGGUCCCCCUUCAUAUUGCAUUUUGCUCCACAGUUUAAGGAGUCUAGGAAAAAAGGUGUCAGGACCACAUGACCCUCUUUUGCCCCUCCCUUCAUACACUGGUUUUGAUGCCACAAGUUGGGUUUCCACGAAACAAAGAGUUCCUAUUGAAUUUGUUAGUGCACAUGAAUCCUUGCUGUUGCCGUUAUUUUCUCUGAAUAUUGUCUCUCUUGUUUGCAUUCCCAGCAAAUGUGGCGGCAGCUGCUGGGGGCUUCCUCUACUUCUUCUCCUACAUUCCAUACUUCUUCAUCUCCCCACGCUACGACACGAUGACACACAACCAGAAGCUUUCGUCAUGCCUCAUUUCCAACGUCGCCAUGGCUAUGGGAGCGCAGUUGAUCGGCAUGUUCGAAGGGAAAGGUGAGUUGGCUAGGAUGCUUCUGGCCAGGCGAGAAGCCCACCCUCUUGGCUGGCUGCCAGUUUUUGUGGAUGCAAAUCCUCCUUUGGCAGAAACAGUUGAGCUGCUUUUGCUCUUUGUGCACGCGCAGGAAUGCACAGAGCCCAUUGUUAAACUAUGGAACUCUGCUGCACAGGAGGCAAUGUGGCUGCCAACUUGGGUGGUUUUUAAAAAAGAUUGGGCUAGUUCAUGGAGGAUAAGACUAUAGAUGGCUACUAGCCGUGAUGGCAGUGCUCUGACAGUAGGCCUGGUCAAUAUAUCAAUAUAUCACCCAGGAUUGGUACAAGGAGUAGACCAUGAUGUUAGCUUCACUCAGUGGUAUAUUGCUGGUGAAACCACCACCACUUCCGAGUCCCUCUGCUAGCUACAGUGGUACCUCGGGUUAAGAACUUAAUUCAUUCUGGAGGUCCGUUCUUAACCUGAAACUGUUCUUAACCUGAAGCACCACUUUAGCUAAUGGGGCCUUCUGCUGCCGCUGUGCAAUUUCUGUUCUCAUCCUGAAGCAAAGUUCUUAACCUGAGGUACUAUUUCUGGGUUAGUGGAGUCUGUAACCUGAAGUGUCUGUAACCUGAAGCGUCUGUAACCCGAGGUACCCCUGUACUUCUUCCAGCGAGUGUUGCCAUCACACUCUGCCCUCAUACUGCGCAGAAGGAGAAAAAAGCUUCAUUGGCGAGGCACCGAUAACAGCUUGUUCCUCUGCAUCUUUUAACUGCCUGGCUGAGGAGUGUGUGGUUGCUGCUCCCCUCAGAUGAGCAGUUAAAGGAUCCCCCAGUCCAGCGCUUGUUCCUGCGCAAGCGGGGGUGGGGGAAGCACCAGGGAUGACUCAGCUGGGGAUGGGGAGCCCUCCCCAUCGCUGGCAGAGCUGCCCAAAGGAGCCCCGCUGCUCUCCCUACUCAUUCGUGAGCGGGGAGAGCACCGGGGAUGACUGAGCUGGGAAUUGGGAGCCCUCCCGUGCCCCAGGUGAGCUGUACAAACAAGCUGCCUUGUCCCAGCCCGCUAGGCGCUGGGAUGAACCCUCCUCAGCUCCCACGGUGAGAGCAGCAGCAAUUUCUUUCCUUUUUUUCUUUUUUCUUUUGAAAAUCUUUAAUAAUUUUCACAUACACAAAUGUACAUAACAUAUAGUACAAAAGACGAUACAAAUGAAUAAAAACAAUAAAGUAAGGAAAGUUAGAAAAACAAACAUAAGCAAAUACAAUAUAUUACACUUUCAUAACAAAUUAAAAUAUGUAACUUCCAAUAAUUCUCAUUAUACUACUUAUGUUAUCUGUAUUCCUUGCACAGAUUCACAUUAUUUUAUUUUGCAUAUAGAUAGAUAAUCCACUAUUACAUUUUGAACAAUUCUUGGUUAUCAGUAUCACUCUAUUUCUGCAAGUUCGUACAGUACAUUUUCAAGUAUUCUUUAUAUAUUUUCCAUUCCCUAAAUACCUUUUGGUUUGACAUUCCUCUUAAGUUUUCCAGUCAGUUUUGCUAGUUGCUGAUGCCAAUGCAGCUUGUUUUUGAACAUCGCCAGACUGCGAUGUUUGGUUGGUUAUAUACUGUGAUGCUGAAAGGCUGAUAUCGGCCAGCCCUACUCCGCCAUAGGCAAUUCUUCUGAAUGCCAGUUGCUGGAAACCACAGGAAAGGAAAGUGCUCUUGUGCUCAGGUUCCCACAGACAUCUGGUUGGCCGCUGCAAGAACAGAAUGCUGGACUAGAUGGACCAUUAGGCUGAUCCAUCAGGCUCUUCUUAUAUCUUUAUGGCAUGGCAUGGGUUGCAGCAACCAGUGUGGUGUAGUGGUUAGAACGCUGGCCCAGGGCCCUGGGAAACCGGGGUUCGAAUCCCCACUAAGCUAUGUCGCUCACUGGGUGUCCCCUUGGAGCAGUAACCUUGAUCCUUGGAGGAAAGUUGGAAUUUAAUUGUAUAAAUGCAGAUUGUACAGCGUUGGUCGUGAUUAGCUCCAAAAAGAGGGUGGUGAGAUUAGUACUCUGUGAAAGAAUGUAUUCACCCACGGUGUGAAUUGCCUAACUAUCAUCAGGAGACAGGCAGCCAUAGGUUUGUCCUGGGCUGGGCUCUGUAUCUGUUGCUGUAUCUCUUGCAAGCAGGAGUCAGUGUGAGACCAACUCACAUGACUUACCAGCUGGUUAUUGAGCAACUGGUAAAUGUUUGUUCAGCUGCAAUACUCUUGUUGUUCCAGCUCUGGCUGGAAUUAAAAGCGGGCUGAAUAUUUCUUCAAUUUUUCUUUCUUUCUCCUGGAAAAAACCACAAACAAACAAAAGUGCAGCAUAUAAUAAUAAUAAUAAUUAAUAAUAGUAAAAUUUUAUUUAUAUCCUGCCCUCCCCAGCCGAAGCCGGGCUCAGAACGGCUAACAACAGUAAAAAUAACACAGUUUAUAUAAAAUCACAAUCAGUUAAUUGUAAUACAUUCUAAAAUCAAUUCAUUCUAAAAUCAAUUCAAAAUCAAAUUAAUGGCAACCAUUGGGCUAGAGUGGGCUAAAAUAUUUUUUAUUUAUAAGCGUAUUCUGUGUACAUUGUUGUUGUUGUUUAGUCGUUUAGUCAUGUCCGACUCUUUGUGACCCCAUAGACCAGAGCACGCCAGGCGCUUCUGUCUUCCACUGCCUCCCGCAGUUUACUGCCUCACAUGGUGCUCUGCAAAGAACAGGUUUGAUAGGUAUCUAGUCCAAGAGGUUUCCAGUCUAAAACACGUACAGGGAAAGUACAGGGAGGAAUAAUGGAUACAGGGAUAAACAGGGAAAGAAGUUUAGCUGGUGCAGCCAUUUCCUCAAAACCAUGGCCACCUGCUCAGCACCUGAUGUUGCAAGUGAUGUCAGGUGUGGGGGCAGAGAGGAAUGUGGCUUCCAGCGCACAGUCAGGAGCCUGUCAGCUGAUAAACAUGCCUUUUGGAAUCACCUGUGGCAUUGUGGUGAUUAAAGUGUCAGGCUAGGACCUGCGAGACCAGGGUUCAUAUCCCCACCCACUCCCGCCAGCAUGGUUGAUGGUCAGGGCUGAUGAGAGGUCACCAUGUUGACUGCCCCUUGUCUGAACGAUUCCUGGAAGAACUGUUUUUGAGAAGGGACUUGAAGUAAGUAAGGCGAUGGCCUGGAGGCUCUCUCGUAGGCAGAUGUUGGAGUGUGAAGGAUCAAGGGAGAGUCAAUCAGGUCUGCAAGUAUCCACCACAAUCAGUGGCAUGGCAACUAUGGCAACUAAUCCUAGCUUUGUCCCCAUCUUCUCCUUAGCCACCUACCCUGUCUCAGGUCCUUAUCUGCAAUAAUCAUGAAGUCUGUGCACUCUGUUUCCAUGGUUGGAGGCAGAAAUGCUUCUGAAUACCAUUUGCUGGAAACUACAGGAGGGGAGAGGGACAUGGGUGGCACUGUGGGUUAAACCACAGAGCCUAGGACUUGCCAAUCAGAAGGUCAGCGGUUCGAAUCCCCGCGACAGGGUGAGCUCCCAUUGCUCGGUCCCUGCUCCUGCCAACCUAGCAGUUCGAAAGCACCUCAAAGUGCAAGUAGAUAAAUGGGGACCGCUCCGGCGGGAAGGUAAACGGCGUUUUCGUGCGCUGCUCUGGUUCGCCAGAAGCGGCUAAGUCAUGCUGGCCACAUGACCCGGAAGCUGUACACCAGCUCCCUCGGCUAAUAAAGCGAGAUGAGCACCGCAACCCCAGAGUCGUCCGCGACUGGACCUAAUGGUCAGGGGUCCCUUUACCCUUUUACAGGAAGGGAGAGGGCUCCUGUGCUUGAAUCCUGCUUGCUGGAUUCUCACAAGCUUCUGUUUGGCCACUGUGAGAACAGGGUGCUGGACUAGAUGGGUAAUUGGCCUGAUCCAGCAGGCUCUUUUCAUAUUCGUAGGUUCUUAAUCCACCAUCAUACUGGACUACCUUGUUGUAAAACUACCCAAGAUAGUGCAUGCAAUGUGGUUCGGACACUCAGAAUCUUUUGUUGUGUUGAAAUAUUUCUUGUAUACUCCAAACCGGCUAGUAAAUAUCCUCCACAAUGAUGUAGCAUUAAGUAUUUAAAACAAAAACAACUUUGGGAUCCCUAAUUCGGGAGGAGAGGGUCAGAAGAAGGGGAUGUCUUGUUCCCUACCCUGGCGCCUCACCUUUCAGGUCUCAGUAAUGUAUUAGCCGCCUGCUUUCACUUUGCGCUGUUGGAUACAAAACAGAACUUGGAUGCCGAGACCACAUAACACUUGAAAGACCUGCAUUGACUCCCAGUACGUUUCGGAGCACAAUUCAAAGUGUUGGUGCUGACCUUUAAAGCCCUAAACGGCCUUGGUCCAGUAUAUCUGAAGGAGCAUCUCCACCCCCAUCGUUCUGCCUGGACACUGAGGUCCAGUGCUGAGGGCCUUCUGGCGGUUCCCUCACUGCGAGAAGCCAAGUUACAGGGAACCAGGCAGAGGGCCUUCUCGGUAGUGGCACCCGCCCUGUGGAAUGCCCUCCCACCAGAUGUCAAAGUGAACAACUACUACCAGACUUUUAGAAGACAUCUGAAGGCAGCCAUGUUUAGGGAAGCUUUUAAUGUUUGAUGCAUUACUGUAUUUUAAUAUUUUGUUGGAAGCCGCCCAGAGUGGCUGGGGAAGCCCAGCCAGAUGGGUGGGGUAUAAAUUAAUUAUUAUUAUUAUUAUUCUGUUUUCCAGGCACUGGGGUGCAGUGGAGGGACCUUCUGAAACCAGUCAGCGUGGACGAUAACUUCACUGUGGCUCACGUCCUAGGGAUGCUACUCCUGGACUCGGUGCUGUAUGGCUUGGUGGCCUGGUAUGUGGAGGCCGUCUUCCCAGGAGAGUAUGGCAUCCCACAGCCCUGGUACUUCUUCUUGAUGGUGAGUCCUGUGCUGAUCUCUCUCCCAAUGACCAGCUGUUGUGUAGCCUAGCCUUUGCCAACCUGCUCCCUCCAGUUGCUUUGGACGACAACUUAAAUUGAAUUGAAAACAUCUGGAGUAAUUGAAAACAUCUGGAGCUUAGUAACGGGGAAGAGUCCAGUGCUGAGGGUAUGCUGUGACGAUUCUCUGGAACACAGAAAAAGAACAAGUUGUGGAACUGAGAAAUGGAACGUUUGUGGUGGGGUUUGACGCUGUGAGGACACAUGCAGAAAAACUUGGUUUGUCACCCAAACCUGGACACCUGAUUUUACUAUCUCUGGGCUAGCCAUAAGCUGCCACCAAGGUUUCUUUUAUGAUUUACAGCUCAUGAUUUGUCCAGAGAGCCAAACCAUGAUUCUGGGAUUGAAUGGCAGGCUAAACCAAACGAGCAGAGGAAUGACAGGAAGAAGAGCAAAGCAACUGUGAUCUCCUCUUCUAGGAAGUACAUGGCCAUGUUUAUGCCGGGACUUGGUUUGGUCCAGCAUGGCUUGUGAGCCAGGCCAUUGUUUUAGGCCAGUGGCUUUCAACCAGUGUGCUGUGGCACCCUAGGGUGCCAUGAAUGAUGGUUGGGGGUGCUGUGGACAACAAUGGCCUCUGUCCCUCUUUCCUUCCUUCCCUCCACUUAUGCCCUCUUGCGUCUCUGCCUCCCAGAGACUUGCACAGCUGUUUGUUGCAGCAACCCUGGUUAUAAGCUCCCCAGGCAAAUGGUGCCUCUGGGGCUGGCUAGGGGAUGCUUCCCAGGCCCCUGUGGAGCAGUGUGAGGAAGCACCUUUCUUUGCGGUGGGUGGGUAGCUCAGUGAUCAGGGGUGGCAGCAGCGGCUGCCCAGAUGACUCCCGGGGAGAGGGGAGGAGGCUGAGGGAACACUCCACAAGGGAGGUUGUUUGAAAAAGAGUGAAAGGCUGCCAGCUCUGCAGGCAAGGGGUGAUAUAACUGGGCUCCUGAGCCCCACAGGGGUGCCGCAGAAAGAAUGUAGUUGGUCAAGGGAGCCAUGGACUCAAAUAGGUUUAAAACCUCUGUUUUAGGCAAACAGACAAGGCAUAGUAGCUGAUCUAUUUCUGUCUUCAUUAGAGGACAUCAUAAUAGCAAUUAGUGGCAACAACUUGUUCUGCUACCAGGCUUCCUGAUCUGACCAAGUGGAUAUAUGUGAGCUCCAUUUGGUAUCUAUGAAUAGCUAAAAUGAAUAUUGACUCUUCAUGAAUCCCUGAUGCUCAUUCUUACUCUUGCGUCAUGCAGGCUGGGGCUGAUGGGAGCAGUAGUCCCAUCUGGAGGACACCAGAUUGGGAAUGGCUGGCGCUGGGGGUAGAAGUUCGCCCUGUUUCAUUGGAACCAAACAAAAUAGACAGAGGACCUCAGCUGGCAUAAAUAAGUAGCAGAGUAUGAGAGAGUGAGAGAUUUGUUUACCACCCUUCAUCCGAAGAUUAUAGGGUGGUCUACAACAUAAAAAUACAAAAUGAGAACACAAAAUACAUAUUAUAACAAAAGCAAGUCAAUAGUUUAUUGCAAUUUAUUCUUUAGAGCAUCUGGUAUGUGGCCCCUGGAAGGGUGAAUGUGGCCCUCAGACUGAAAAAGCUGCCUCACCCCAUCAAUGAAAUAAUUGGCAAACUCCAAUUGUUCGCAACAAUAAGAGCCUCCCUGUUUGUCUCUCCUUAGCCUUCGUAUUGGUGUGGGAGUCCUCAGACAGUGCUGGGAAAGGAGAAAGAAGAGGAGGAGGACCCAGAGAAGGCCCUGAAAAGCCAGUACAUAGAAGAGGAGCCAUCGGACCUUGUUUCAGGGAUCAAAAUUAAACACCUGUCCAAGGUGGGUUCUUCUGGGAUGCCGCACUCUGAAAGCUGAGUUGUGCAACAGCAGCUUAUGGAAAGAGCAUCUGAAUGCCUGUUUAUGUAUACUUCUCACUUGGCUGUCCUCAGGUGUUCAAGGUGGGGAACAAAACCAAGGAAGCCGUAAGGGACCUGACCCUGAACAUGUAUGAGGGGCAAAUCACAGUGCUUCUGGGGCACAAUGGUGCUGGGAAGACGACGACUUUGUCCAUGCUCACAGGUGAGGUUUGGCUGUUGGGACUAGGCAGGAAGGGCAGUGGUAGACUAUCUGCUUUGCAUGCAGAAGGUCCCAGGUUCAAUCCCUAGCAUCUCCAGGUAGGACUGGGAUAGAUUACCUGCCUGAAACUGUAGACAGCGGCUGCCAGUCAGUGUAGAUAAUACUGAACUAGAGGGACCAAAAGGUCUGACUCGGCAUAAGACAGCUUCCUAGGAUCAUCAUCAUCACCAUGCUAAGCCUGAAUAAUGAGUCAAGGCUAUAUUUACAAAAAUUCAUCUAUUAGGAGCAAGUGUGCAUAAAAAGGAACAUAUUAAUGAAGAUACAGAAAUGCGCUAUAUUUGCUUACAAAAUGUGGGAAUUCCCCCCCACACCUGGUAAUAGGUUACAGUAAUUAACGGGGUUUGAAAUGGUUGAGAUUCAGUUUAUGUACCACACAGGCAGCAAACUGGGAUUGGAUACACCCAAGAGAGAGUUGUGGACAGUCUUGGCAGGGAUACUAUAAAAUGCCUUUUAAACCUUCUCGGAUUUUAGGGGAUCCAUCUAAUCUAACGGCCGCUAAUCUGAAGGCUGUUCCUUUUCCCCAGGACUGUAUCCUCCAACAAGUGGCCAAGCAUACAUCAAUGGCUAUGAGAUCUCCCAGGACAUGAAUCUGAUCCGAAAAAGUCUUGGCCUCUGCCCUCAGCACGACGUCCUCUUUGACCAAAUGACAGUGGAAGAGCACCUGUACUUCUACGCUGGGGUAAUCUCGGAUAAAUAUUGCGAGGCUUCUUUUUAUCCUUUGUUACAUAGCAUGGUGUAACUCUUCAGGAGAUAACCUACAUUAAAUGAAUGGUGUAUAUUCUCACUUAGAACACCGGCAAUCACGAUCUUCUGUAAAAGCAAAGGCCGUACAAACACCAAACUUCUCUCUCAGGCUGGAGGGAGAUGCAGAUGAUGGAUUCACAUUUCUUGGGCUUGUGAAUGCACACAUGAGCUUUUCCUAUGUGCAGCAUUGAUGCACCUUCAGGCUGAUGCCACAAUGUGGGACAAAGUGCAAUAGGAUUCUGGGGUCAGCAGUUGUCAACUACAGGGACUAGAAACCUGUUCAUUUUUUUUUAACCUUUUUGUCUAACUGGGGAUUAGGAGUCUCCGGUCCUCCAGAUGCUGUUUGACUCCAACUCCCAUCAGCCCCAGCCAGCAUGACCAAUACGUAGGGAUGAGUCACACACUCCCCAACCCUGAUUUAAAUGAAAGCAGCAGCAGCAGCAUUAAAAAAAAAAAAAAUUUGUCAACCCAUGUGCUAACUCUUUUUCCAUUCUAUUUCCUCUCAGUUGAAAGGUUUUGCUGCGGAGAAAUGUCUAGAGGAGAUUAGCCGCAUCCUGCACAUCCUCAGCCUACAGGAGAAACGCUUCUCUCUGUCUAAAGCAUUGUCUGGGGGGAUGAAACGGAAGCUCUCCAUUGGCAUCGCACUCAUUGGAGACUCCAAAGUGAGUCUUGAGAGUCCUCCGUUUUCUUUCUUCGUUAUUCUUUCUGCCACCCCAUUUGCUUCCAUUUCCCCCUGCCACUGCAUGAAAUUAGGCCUCAGACUGCCCCCCACUUCUCUAACAAUUGCACCACACUGUCUCUCUUCUGUAUUCUGGGCACCGUAUUUUUCGCUCUAUAAGACGCACCCGACCAUAAGACGCACCCAGUUUUUAGAGGAGGAAAACAAGAAAAAAAAUAUUCUGAAUCAAAUGUUGUUGAAGAGGUUUGCGCGGCCACCCCUGAAGCCAGAACAGCAAGAGGGAUUGCUACACAGCUCUCCCUCUUCUGGCUUCAGCGAUAGCUACGCAGCCUGCAUUCGCGCCAUAAGACGCACACACAUUUCCCCUUACUUUUUAGGAGGGAAAAGGUGCAUCUUAUAGAGCGAAAAAUAUGGUAUGUGCCCUUCAUAUCUUACGCCAGCUGUGUUUCACCUUGCACUGAGGCCUCUUCUCUCUGCGCUGUUUAGGUGGUGAUGCUAGACGAGCCAACCUCAGGCAUGGAUCCAGUUUCCCGCCGGGCCACCUGGGAGCUUUUGCAGCAGCAGCGGAGCACCCGCACCAUCCUGCUCACCACACACUUCAUGGACGAAGCAGAUCUGCUGGGCGACCGCAUUGCGAUUAUGGCGAAGGGGGAGCUCCAGUGCUGUGGGUCUUCACUCUUUCUCAAGCAUAAAUACGGUAAGGAGAAUCCCCCUUGUGCCAGCACCUGACUUGAAGAAGCCCACAAAGAAAUAAGGACCUUGCAGUGGGUGGCAUUCUCCUUUGGUAGCAUUCACACAAUUAUUUCAUUCUGUAUGAGACUUGGAGGAGGAAGAGCCUAGUGACCUGUAUGGGAGAGGGGCUUUAAAUGUGGGUGCCCUCACCAAUGGUGUGUAUAUAUUCUGCAUUAAUUUUUUUUAAAAAACCUGUCAGGCACCUGGCAAUUUCAGCGUAGCAAUUGUUAUUGCAGGGCAGCCUGUUGGUAUGUAGUUUGAACACCCCUGAAUGCUUCUUGACUGGAUGGAGUUCAGUGGUAGAUCAUCUGCUUUGUUUGCAGAGGGUCCCAUGUUCAAGCAUGAGACUCUUAAUCUCAGGGUUGUGGGUUCGAGCCUCAGGUUGAGCAAAAGAUUCCUGCAUUCCAGGGGGUUGAACUACAUGACCCCUGUGGUCCCUUCCAACUUUGUAUUUCUAUGAUCUAAUCCCCAGCAUCUUCAAGCAGGGAAAGAUCCUUGGUCUCAGACACUGGAUUGCUGCUGCCAGGCAGUACUAUUAGACAAUGCUUUGCUAGAUGGACCAACAGUCUGGUGCAUUCAGACAUGGGAAAUAUUUCGUUCAUUUUCCUGAUUAUAAUGCUAGCACUUCUGUCUUGUUUAGGGAAGUGUGUUUUUUUUAAAAAAAUGACUGAUGUUUUAAUGUAUUUUUAAUCUCCUGUUGGAAACCGCCCAGAGUGGCUGGGGAAACGCAGCCAGAUGGGCAGGGUAUAAGUAAUAAAUUAUUAUUAUUAUUAUUAUUAUUAUUAUUAUUAUUUAUUUCCAAUGCCACUUUCACACUGGAAUGCCUGCUGUGGAACUGUGGCUUUUUUACUGAUAUACCGACAUGUCACACUAAAUUAAAUUCACGCCAAGUGGAUGUGCGGUGACACAAGAACCAACAUAAUUGGACAAUAGUGCUCCUCCCCAACCCUUUCCUCACAUACCUGCUUGUGUUUCCCCAUGAUUCCCCCCAUGAAAAGGGCAGGAAAGAACUGUGUGUCAAUACCCUUUUUAUUUUUACUUUUUGUUUUUUAUUAGUUUUCUUGAUGAACAAACACAGAGAAUAAAAAAUAGUAUGCCAAUAUCCUUCCCCAAAUUUCACCACUUUAGUGAUUUUAUGGGUUAAGGGGCACAGACAGUUUUUUAAUGGAAUCAAACAGCAAAGAAAUCACUGCAUUCCAUUAGUUUUCUGGAAGUGGUUUUUACAUCACAUUAAAGCCCCAACAUAAUGCGGAAAUUAACAGUUAGGUAAAAUGUCAGGGAAGUGGAACAAAAUAAAUGGAAACUCAGCAUGAGGCAGCUUCCUAUAUGCACACAAAAAUCUCUUCUCUUCUCCCGCACUUCUUUCCCCCCCCCAAAAAAAAUCUCCAUCUGCUCCCUUUCAGGUGCAGGAUACCACAUGGUGAUGGUGAAGGAGCCGUGCUGCAACCUUGGCGAAAUCUCCCGUCUCAUCUAUCACUAUGUGCCCAACGCCACCCUGGAGAGCAAUGCUGGGGCAGAGCUGUCCUUCAUCCUUCCCAAAGAGAGUACGCACAGGUAGUGUCACCCUCUGCAACAACUGAUGAUGGCUUGCCAGGUCGUCAUCGGUGUGGGAGCUUUGUCUGUUGUGAAACUGCAGUGCCGGGGGUCUCUCUAGCGUUUGCAAAUUUCGGGCGUGUGUCUAAGCCAGUGAGAGCUCACCUUCUCUAGGCGAAGACUUCACCCUCCAAGGAUCACAUGCCAAGAGUGGGUGUGGCCAUAUUGUGAAAUUGGACUGGCAAGAACUGCCUUGCAAAUUGCUUUCCCAGCAGCUGGUAAACUCUUGUGUGCAUUGAAAGUGCAUUGAAAGCACAUUCCCCACUCCUCCACAAGAACCCCAGGUUACAGGCCUUUGUCCAAAGGGGUAGGAAGCACUUCCUCUGUGUAAUAUAGGGAGUGUGAGGAAUACGCUUUGAAUGCUGAGGUUCUUUCCUGUUUCCUGCUGCUUUUCCAGGUUUGAGGCUCUGUUCACGGAGUUGGAGUUACGCCGGGAAGAGCUGGGCAUCGCCAGUUACGGAGCCUCAGUCACCACUAUGGAGGAAGUUUUUCUCAGGUAGGGCAUUGGGGAAACUAGCAAGGAAGGUAAACGUGCUCUUUCAGCAGGAGUAAGUGUGAGUUAAAACAUGUUGGAUUUAAUUUCUUUCUGAAAUAAGAUUUGGAUGUAUAUUGAGGGGGAGGGAAUCUGAGAUUAACAGUGCUGUUCUAUUAACAGUGCAGUUUGGAAGAAAUCCCCAUUGAGUUCAUUGGGACUCAAGUAAACAAAAUGAUGAAAUGAUUUGGCAAAACAAAAUUUGGCAGUGGUGGGAAUAAUUUCAUAAAAACAUUUCUCCUCAAAUUAUGGGUCAGUGCCAUGAACUUCUGGUCAGAUCCCUGUUUCUCUGCAGUCUGAACAACCUGCCCUCCCUUCUCCCUCUGCAUCAGAUGAGCAACCCACAUGCACUGCCACCUUUUGGUACAAUUUGGGGGGGGGAGCACAGAGAAGGAGGGGCAGUGGCUUCAUGACUGGCAUCACUGCUGAUCGAUCAGCAUCAUGCACAGCCAUGCUUUGAAAAGGGGGGGGGGGUUGUUCUAAGAUUGAAGCAAGGGGCAACCAAUCAGACCUGCCCAAUACAUACUCUGUGAAAGCCCAUUUCUGCUUCAAACAGAAAUGGGUCCAGAACAUUGUGCAUGACUCAGAAAUGUGGCAAGUGAACUUCCAGAAGAGGCUGAUUGCUAAAACUUGUAUACAGGUAUGACGCUGAGGUUGUUGGAAGCUAACCUCUGGGGUGACUUAAUUUUUAAAAACCCACAAACUCCACCUAAUGCCAAUGGCAUUCGCUUACAUGGAUUCGCUCUCUUCCUUUAAGAGUUGGCAAGCUGGUUGAUUCCAGCAUGGACAUCCAAGCCAUCCAGCUGCCAGCUUUGCAGUACCAGCAUGAACGGCGAUCCAACGACUGGGCCAUGGACGACUCCAGCAGCCUGAGUGGGAUGACUGACAUGACGGAUGACAGCGGGGCUCUGAUCACGGAAGAUUGCUCCAACAUCAAGCUGAACACAGGGGUGAGCUCUGAUUGGUUGCUCUGGUGCCAUGGGGACCUGCCAGCCCUUGUGAACAUAGCAAUUGAUUAAUCAUGGGUGUUGACAAAAAUGGAACUCACCAUACUGCAUGGCUUGAAUGAGUAGUACCCUGAAUGUGGCCAUGCCUUAGUUCUGAGGAGUUUUAUUUCCAGCCCCUUUCCUAAUUAUUCCUUAAGUUGAAUCCAGCUUCUACCAUUAGAGCACCAAGGACACUGGAGUCUUCAGCCUCCUGGGAAGAUUAUCAUUGUUUCUAGGAUAACUGCCUGAUUUUAUAUUUGACUAAAAUUCUCACCCAUGACUCUUCCCAUGCUCAAACUGUUUUUGCAAAUAGAGUAGUACCUCCGGUUAUGUAACCCUCUGGUUACGUGAACUGCAGGAUGCGAAAGCGGCAAACCCGGAAGUAUUUGACCGGGUUUCGCCGCAUGCGCAGAAGCGGUCCUCAGAUUGCGGAAACCUCGGGAUCCGACCAGACCUCUGGAACGGAUCCCAUCCGCAACUGGAGGUACCACUGUAUAUGACCUAAAUGAAUGUUCAUUAUUGCUACAUAUGUAUACAAAGCCAGACAAAUUCAGCAUAGGUGAUUUUGUCAAGCACUCAUCAUAAUACUGCUUAUUGAUGGCUGGUAUGAAAUUUCUUGGAAGUAUUAGGCGCAACAGUGUAUUUAAACAUUUCAAAAAAUGGUUUUGUAGUUUUAAAAACACAUCACUAAUUUUUUUUAAAAAAAUUAAAUGAAAAGGGGGAACGCUUCAAUUCUUAUUGAUAAUUGUUAAUGCAUAUUUUAUGUAAACCGCUCAAAGGCUUUUACAUUGAAGCAGUAUACAAAGAAAAUACAGGUGGUGUCUGGAUGUGUGAUUGCUGAUAUGCAGGUCCUUUGGACCCAGAAGAAGGCAGAACGAGGACAGAGUGGGAUGUGCUUAUAUACACUCCACCGACACACGCGGGGGCUAGGAAUGGAACCCCCACAGGGAAUGGUCACCGCCUGCAUAUAAAUAAUAACAGCAACAAUGCUCUGUUAAUAUCAAACUUUGUCUAAUUUUCCAAGGGGAUCCACCUUAUCAGUAUCCUUAGCCUGCUCUUUAUCUUCAUAGUUCUACCUCUGCUGCCAGCAGUUCUAUGCCAUGUUUAUGAAGAGGGCUGUCUACAGUUGGCGCAACUGGAAGAUGGUGGCAGCGCAGUUCCUGGUGCCUCUGAUCUUCACUGCCUUCGCCCUGAUUGUGGCCAAGACCUUUCCAGGCCCACGAGACUCUUCCCUGCUCAAGAUGACCUUAAAUCCGUAUGGACAGACUACAGUGCCCUUUUCUGUCUCCCAAGAAUCCACCCUGGCCCAGAGACUAGGAGAGCAGUAUAAGGAUAUCGUGGACUCUCAGCACCAAGGGCCACUGGAGGUAGUGGGUGAGUAGCCGAACCAAGGCAGAGAACAGAUAUUUAGUCUGUUUUUAAGCCCUUUCAGUAAGAAGAGAUGCUCCAAAUCUUCUGGGUUUGCAGGAGAACAAAUAGGAGCUUCUGCCGCUGUGGCUCAGCAGCUGGGAUAUGGCAAAAUGCUCAUGGGCAUUGGAAGCACCUGAGGGAGAAGGCUCAGUCACAGAAUGUGCAAUAUCAAAGUAGAUGCUGGAAGGGGCAGGAGAGAACAAUAGUGACUGGUGUGUGCCUGCCUUGGUGCAUUUGGCAGAUAGGGAGACAGGGAUUACGGUGGAAGGUUGUGGGGAAGAAGUCUCACAUGGAGUGUAGAGUAAGGGAGCAAAAAGAGGAGGAAGAUAGACUUCCAUGUAAAGUUAAACACCCAACCACCUUUGGGGCUGCUGGAGUCUUAAAAACAAGAUGCUGUCAGCGAACACCAAGCUUCAGUAGGCUGUUCAUGUACAUUAUUUAUAGAUAUUCUGCUUUACUUGAGGCUUCAGGUCAUGCCAAAAUUUGGCCUAGUUUCCAGCUUCUGGCACAUGUCGGUUUCCUGGAAAUCCCCGUAUCUGUUCAAACAGCAAGUUUCUAGACCUUAGGGUUGCAGAGAAAACCUUCCUCCACUAAACACCUGUAGCAAUAUCUCAUCUCAAAUGGCAUCUGAUUGGCCAACGGAAGGACCACUUAGGAUGCCUGCUGCAUUGACGAAAGUGUUGUUGCAGGUGACCUGCAGGAAUACCUGAUUUCUCGAGCAGCUGAAGAAGGGGGAGCCUUCAAUGAGCGCUACAUUGCGGCAGCUUCCUUCGAAGAAACUGGGGAUCUCGUGAAGGUGACGGCUCUCUUCAACAACCAGGCAUUCCACUCGUCUGCCGCAGCCCUUCUCCUGGUUGACAACGCCCUGCUGAAGCUGCUGGUUGACCCCAAUGCUUCCAUCUCUGUGGCUAACUACCCACAGCCCCGCAACACAACAGAGACCGCGAAGGACCAGCUCAUGGAGUGAGUUGAUUCUUCCUUUCUUUUAAACAACGAUAAAUUCACUCUUUAUUUAAUUCCUUUAUAUACUGUGUUGCCUUUCCUCCAAAGAGCUGAAAGUGGCGUGCAUAGUUCUCUCGCCUAUCUUUUUAGCCUUACAACAGCCCUCUGAGGCUGCCACUUGCAGAGCAGAUCUCCUGCAACUCUGUUCCAUUUCCCUCCCAGCAGUCAGCCACCAUUCCAUGCCCACGGAGCAUACUCAGUGUUUUUGGAGAGUUCCCUUUCCCCCUUCUCCUUGAAUUUUCCCUGUACAAACCUCAGGAUUCCCGAGUCUGUCACUACCACUCUCUCUUACACAUGGCGUUUGCAGUUCUGUUGGCUAUGCAAGGCCUGGCACCUGAAGAGCUGACUUCCCUGAUAUUAGUAUAAAUGGUGAUGGAUCGCUGUCUUUUUAAAAAUUAUUACUUUGUCCUGUAUUAAUUGUGUUUUGUUUUUAAAUUGUUUUGCGAACUGCUUUGGGCACCUUUAGGCUGAAAUAGCAGCAUAGAAAUGUUCUUCCAGAGGGUCCUUUUAAGGAUGGGAAGGGGGGUUGCCCCCACCCCCAGUAGGGCUUAUUCCAGUCUUCCCCUGCUUGGUGACUCCCAAAUCCUAUCACCCCUGCUGGUUGGAGUUGGAGUCUUGAUGGCAUCCAAUGGGCUGGUGAAAUCUGGCUUUAUCCCUUUCUCAUCCCUGCUGCUCUCUGCACACCUGCCUUUCCCCCUUGGAUUGGGAAGACAUGGAGACAGUGCAAGUGUCACCCCUUCAUGAGCUAGACUUGGUCCAGGGCCUGCCAGUUGCUCACCCUGUUGCGCUGAAGUUCCUAGGAUAUCCUUGUUCUAUUAUAAAACCCCUGACUGGAUCUUUUCUUGCUCUUGCUAUUGCUUGCCUUCAGCCUUUUGGGUAGAUGGGAUGCUCCUCCAAAUAAACAUCUCUGGUCCUGCUCACCUUGCUGUCUUUAAUGUCCCAUCAGAGGCCAGACGGGUUUCGCCAUUGCAAUCAACUUGCUCUAUGGAAUGGCGUCGUUGUCCAGCACCUUCGCUCUCCUGCUCGUCAGCGAGAGGGCCAUCAAGGCCAAGCACGUCCAGUUUGUCAGCGGGGUCUAUGUCGUCAAUUUCUGGCUCUCGGCCCUCCUGUGGGACCUCAUCAACUACCUCACGCCCUGUGUGCUCAUGCUGGUAAGUCAGCUCAGCUGCAGUCCCCAGGAGGUUCUUUGCCAGUGUUUUGGCAAAAAUGCACCAGGAGAUGUAUGCUGAAAGAAUCUAGCAGAGGGGCGGGGGCGGGACAUGCUAAUCUGGCACAUAAGCAAACUGGCUCAGUGGUAGAAAUCCACUUUGCAUGCAGAAGGUCCAAGGUUUGAUCCCCAGCAUCUUCACAUAGGGCUGGGGGAGACUCCCCAUCUGGAAUCCUGGACAGCCACUGGCAUUCAGCGUAGGCCAGGGUUUCCCAAACUUGGUUCUUCAGCUACUUUUGGACUACAGCUCCCAUCAUCCCUAGCUAGCAGGACCAGUGUAGUCCAAAAACAUCUGGAGACCCAAGUUUGGGAAACCCUGGUGUAGGCAAUACUGAACUUGAUGGACCCAAUGGUCUGACUCAAUGUAAGGCAACUUCCUGUGCUCCUAUUUUCUAGAUUUGUGUGGGGAAGAGCAUUAUAAUCAGUGCAAACCAGCAAAACAUAAAUUCAAACACUCUGAUUUGUUUAUGUUUAUUAGAUUAAGUAAAUCAGUGACUGAACCAAUCACUAAAAAUUGAAUCAAAAACUCAUUUACUUAGCAGUUGGAUAGAAUACUGCCUGGAUGUAUUCCUGCCCCCCAAAGAAUCCUAGAGAUCAUUUCCCCCCCACAGUGAAAGCUGAACAUUCAAGCAAAGGAACGCUGACUAUUCUUAAGAGGUGUAAGUUCAUACGUCUCCUCCUACUGCUGCUCUUGUAGCCAUGGUGCUCAUAUCAGUCCCAAACUGGGCCAGUGACAGAUAUUUUGCAUGCAGAAAAUCCUAAGCUCAGUUUCAGGCAUCUGCAGUUCCAGGGUUGGGCUGGAUGACCUUAAGGAUCCCUUCAAACUGUCUGGUUGCAUGAUCUUCAGUUAAAAGAAUCCGGAAUGGGAAAGCCCUAUACCUGACAGGGAUGAAUGGAUCAAACUCUUUUCUAGUUCAUCUCAGUCUUGUACGUGCCCAUUCUUCUGCAAUUAAAAAACCCCCACAAAAAACCACAUAAGCGAAAUACUGUUUAAAUAGUAUGAAUUUCUCCCCCUAAAAUAUGUAUUUUCUUGUGCAUUUUCUGCUGAAAUACUUCCCCUCCCCCCGUUUCAUUGGUUGAUCCCUCCCUCCAGGUGAUAUUCCAAGCCUUUGACGUGAAAGCCUUCACCCAGGACAACCACCUUGUUGAUGUGAUGCAGAUCUUUUUCCUUUACGGCUGGGCCACUAUCCCCCUCAUGUAUCUGCUCAGCUUCUUCUUCUCUGUGGCUUCUACGGCCUAUACACGCCUCACCAUCUUCAACAUCUUCUCAGGGACAGCCACCUUCCUGGCAGUCACUAUCAUGAGCAUUCAAGGUAAGGGAUCAGGGACCCCCAUCCCUGCUGCUGAUCGCAUUUCCUAGUCUCAGUAAUAUCCUUGUGCACACAUCCAGUCAGUGCUGUUUCCAGGGCAUGGCACUCUAACCUGGAAGAGGCAGGAACACUCCAUUCAUCCUUUCUAUGACAAUUUGUGCUAAUAAUGCUAUUGGGCUAGUCAUAUGUGAGCCUUUUCCCCCAAUGCUGUUUGUGCCUGAGAAAGUUUUGGGGCGCUCAUACUGCUUCAUUCCCAAUCAGUGCAAAAUUACACAAUAUGUUGCUGAACUCCUAUAACUUUUCAUACCGCAAAGGAUCUGGGAUUUAGGGUGAGGGUGUGUGUCCCACUUUCAUUGCACUAUUGCCCCUCUGGACGGCAAUAAAUGAGGUAGGUUUGUCGCAACUAAAAAAGCAGAACAAACCCACCCUUAACACACUUUUAUUGUGUCAGGACCAUGCUGCAGAAUACAUUUGCAAUAUAAACACUAGUCUGGAGGAGCUAUAUCUAAGGCUAUAUCUGAUAUUUGAUACUCUCUACAAGGUGGAAAUUUGCAAUGCUGUUAGCAUGGUGGGCCUUCUUCUGAUCUCGUGGGGCCCUGGCAAAUGGCCAGCUUUAACACCAUCCAGAAUACAUUUUAACAUUCAUUGUUUGUUUGUUUAAAAUAUUUAUAAUUAUGUCCCUUCCUAAUGGCUAAUGCAAGUAUAUAAGCCAACCCCAUAAAAGCAAAACACCUACAAAUCCUAAAGCUUUAUCACAACCGAGAUUGGAGAUGUCACAACCAGGGCUGCCUGGUUAUCACUGACCCAUGGCAGGGCCUUUUCGUUGGUGGUUCCGCAGUUGUGGAAUGGCCUCUCUAGUGAUGUGUCCCUAUCAUUAACUUUCAAUAUGAAUUUGAACACCUUGCUUGUUUUCAAACCCACCAAUUUGGUGGUUGCAAAAUACUGCUCCUGGUAACCCUCAGAUCAUUGGAUGGAAGAAUGUGUUUAACUACUUUUUAAAAAGUUUUUUUUUUUAAAAAAAAGGUUUUAUUAUUAAAAUAAUUCAGGUAUGUUUGAACAUUUUUAAGGAUUGUAUGAAAUGUAUGUUUAUAUACUUGUAUAUUCAUAAUAUGUGUGUAUUAAUGCUGAAUUACUUUUUUUAAAGUUUUUAAUUGUCAUUGUUUUCAGAAUCACUGUGCUCUGUUUCUUAAAGUAUGCAGCCCAGCUCCCAAAACUGGGCAGGAGAAAAAAGAGCCUGAUGUAAAAAGGAGGAGGAGAAAAAGAAUUAUUAGACACAAGCAUAGCCAUCCUCUAUGUAUGAACAGGGCAGAUUCAUUAAUAUACCUGACUAUCAAAGGCCACUUCCCUGACCUUCCCACAUUUUUCUUCCAGAACUUGGAAUGGUGGAUCUCUCAAGGAUGUUGGAUAAAGUCUUCUUAAUCCUACCCAAUUACUGCUUGGGACAAAGCAUCAGCAAAUUCUACCAGAACUAUGAGUUCAUUCAGUUCUGCACCUCCUCGAUCGAGUCUCUCCUUGUCUGCAAAGUGUUUAGUGAGUAUCCAGAAUUACCGUAUUUUUCGCCCUAUAGGACGCACCGUCCCAUAAGGCGCACCUAGUUUUUUGGGGGGGAAAUAAAGGGGAAAAAAUUAUUUCCCCCCCAGGCACGGGGCUGGGGCGGGGGAAGCCCGAGCUUCCCCCGACCCCAGGCCCCAGAACAGGCAACUCUCUGCAAGCUGCGGGAGCCCAGCGCCGGGCUCCCGCGCCUUGCGGAGAGCUGCGUGAAGUCUGGGCGCGCUGAGCUCGGUGCGCCCAGCCUUCGGCAUGCAGGCAACUCUCCGCAAGACAUGGGAGCCCAGCGCAGGGCUCCUGUGCCUUGCGGAGAGCUGCGCGAAGUCUGGAGAGCGAGAGGCAUCGGUGCGCACCGACCCCUCUCGCUCUCCAGGCUUCAGCGAAAGCCUGCAUUCGCCCCAUAGGACGCACACACAUUUCCCCUUCAUUUUUGGAGGGGAAAAAGUGCGUCCUAUGGGGCGAAAAAUACGGUAAUCUUUUCGUCUCUGGCUUCUGUGGCAAGCCAAAACUACUACUACUUCUUCUUCUUCUUCUUCUUCUUCUUCUUCUUCUUCUUCUUCUUCUUCUUCCUAUUACUAUUUAUAAAAUUUGUAUAGCGCCCUAUACUCGUAGAUCUCAAGGUGGUUCACAACAUAAAUUGCAGUAUUAAAAAACUCAAAAUACAUAAUAAAAACAAAGAUAACCCAAUAAUCCCCCCUUCUGCAACACAUUUAAAAGGGCAUUAGAUGUCAGUCAUUACACACACACCCCACCCCAGGACUGCCACUGAAAACAACAGCCUUGCAUCAAGCUCACUGCUUCCCUUCCCUUGUGCAUAUUCAGUGUUACCCGUGUCCUGAUGUUCAGGCACUGCAGAAGAGAAAGGUCUCAAACAGGGCUGCUCUUAUCAGCAGUGUCUCCAUCUUAUCCAGUGUUUGAAACUCCCAUUGUUCUAGGCAAAUUUUGCAGCAGGGGAUUUCAUUAGCACAAACAGUUUCUGAGGUCUGGGCACAGUACUGCACUUAAGAUUUCAGAUUAAAACUGCAGAGUGGAAGGGGGUAAGUAAAGGAAAAGGAAAGGAGGACCUUUUUCUGCCUCCCCACUUCUCCCCUACUCUCUGAAGACUGGAGAAGAGACCCUCAUAAGAACAUUAGGGGGGAUGGGCAGGGGAAGGACUAGACCAUGUGAAAAUUGUAGCUCUGUGAGGGGAUUUGGGGAGUUAAAAGUAUUUGUUUGGGAUUGGACAGUGCCCUUCAGUAUUUUCUCUCUCUCUCUCCUACCAUUCCAGAUAUUACUUUCCAAACCAAUUACUUUGCAUGGGAGAGCCCUGGGAUUGGCAAAUACUUGACUGCCAUGGCUGUACAGGGGCUUGUGUUCCUCAUCCUCCUCUUCCUCAUUGAGACCAACAUCCUUUGGAGACUGAAGAACCUUGUCUGCAACGUGCAUCGGAGGCGGAAGUGGGUAAGGAUUUCCUGGAAGGAAGAAGUGUUCCUGGGUUGACAGAAUUGUAAGCCAAGCUUCCCAGUGGGCUGUGUAUACAGUGUAAGAUAUUCAUCAAGCUACAGAGUCACAAGGCAGAACCAGCUGGAAAACAAACCAAGCUUCGGAGAAACAAUUCUGGGUGGUUAAGCUGUAGUUGAGUAAACAAACCAUGGCUUAGUAUUAUGUGUGAACCAGGAUAAUUACUUGUUCAGCUGUGCCAGAAUCUUGCAUUAUUGCAGUAUGCUCAUCGUCUAUUUACUGUUGGCUUUUUCUACAACAGGUGAUGCUGCUGAACAGAGUCCCCGUCCUUCCAGAAGACCGGGAUGUUGCAGAUGAGAGGAAGAAGGUUUUGGAGUCACCAACAGCAUCCCUUUCAUCACUGAAUAGUCCCUUAGUCAUCAAGGAGCUUACCAAGGUAAACGUCUGGCCCUCCUAUCUGGUUUCUAAAGCUUAGCCUCUCUUUGAAGAUGUUGUUGUUGUUGUUGUUUAAUUUUUAUACCUCUUACAUGCCAAAAUGGCUUCUAAGCAGUUUACCAGUAUAAAAUCAAUUGUACUGUGCUAUACACCAGGCUUCCUCAGCCUCGGCCCUCCAGAUGUUUUGAGACUACAGUUCCCAUCAUCCCUGACCACUGGUCCUGCUAGCUAGGGAUCAUGGGAGUUGUAGGCCAAAAACAUCUAGAGGGCUGAGUUUGAAGAAGCCUGCUAUACACAAUAAAACAAACUAGUUAGAAAGCUUAGCAAUAAAAACAGCUUAAAACAACUACAACAAUUAAGUCAGGAAGUUCAAAUUCGGAGGAAUGUUUUCCUGAAAUGUGUGUAUUCAGGAGCCAGCAGAAUCCCAAUACCAAUGGGGGCCUCUUGAACAGGGAGGGCAUUCUGCAACACUGGUCCUGUCAGUGAAAAAGCCCAACACCAUGUGUAUUAAAUGUGCUUUAAAGGUAUGGUGUAAGGUAAAGGUAAAGGUAAAGGGACCCCUGAGCAUUAGGUCCAGUCGUGACCGACUCUGGGGUUGCGGCGCUCAUCUCGCUUUAUUGGCCGAGGGAGCCGGCGUACAGCUUCCGGGUCAUGUGGCCAGCAUGACUAAACCGCUUCUGGUGAACCAGAGCAGCGCACGGAAACACCAUUUACCUUCCCGCCGGAGCGGUACCUAUUUAUCUACUUGCACUUUGAUGUGCUUUCGAACUGCUAGGUGGGCAGGAGCAGGGACCGAGCAACGGGAGCUCACCCCGUCGCGGGGAUUCGAACCACUGACCUUCGGAUCGGCAAGUCCUAGGCUCUGUGGUUUAACCCACAGCGCCACCUGUGUGAUGUGACCAAAUCAGACCAUUUUCAAGGCUGUAAGACUAGCCAGGCUCCAACAACCACAACAUGACCACUAUUCUCAUUUAUUUAUACUCCCAGUUGGAGGCAAUGUGAGAUGAUUUUUUGCUGUCUUGUCCUCCCAACUUCUGGAGGAAGUCCCAUUUCCAAGUGGAGAGAUACCAGUAGAGAUUGGUCCACUAGGGCAAUUGGGGCACUGCCCCACCAACUUCAAUAUGCCUUCAGCCACCUCCCACCACUUCCCCACCCAGCUUCUUCCAAUCAAGGGCUGGCUCUUCCUGUUGCUCUGGCUCCACCUGCUGUUGGUCUCCCUGCCUUCCACCCUACCAGUCCCAGUGGGCACCAGUCACACAAGUUAUGGCAUCACUUCUUUGGGAGGAAUGAGGAGGAGCCAUCUUGCAACCCAGCAGUUUGUUUGUUUGUUUUGCUCUUCCAGGUGUACAGCAACAGGGACUCAUGCCUGGCUGUGGACAGAAUAUCCUUGGCAGUCAACAAAGGCGAGUGUUUUGGGCUUCUUGGCUUCAACGGGGCAGGAAAGACCACCACCUUCAAGAUGCUGACAGGGGAUGAGAGCAUCACAUCGGGAGACGCCUAUGUGGAUGGCCACAGCAUCCUGGCCAACAUCAAAAAGGUAAGGGUUGAAACAGUAGGAAGAGCCCUGCUGGAUCAGGCUAAAGACCUCAUCUCAAUUCAGCAUCCUGUUGUCAAAGUGGCCUCUGAGAUGCCUCUGGGAAACCCACAAGCCUGGCAUGAGAGAGCCAGUGUGGGUUAGAGAGAUGGGCUAGAAUCUCCACUCUGCCAUGAAGCUCACUGGGUGAGAGUCAUGGCCUCUCAGACUAACCUACCUCACAGGGUUGUCAAAUGAGGAGGGCAAGGCCAUGUAUGCCACCUUGAGUUGGGGGGCGGAGGUAGUAUGUAAAUGCGAUUGAUAAAUACAGUGGUACCUCGGGUUAAGUACUUACCGUAUUUUUCGCCCUAUAAGACGCACUUUUUCCCCUCCAAAAAUGAAGGGGAAAUGUGUGUGCGUCCUAUGGGGCGAAUGCAGGCUUUCGCUGAAGCCUGGAGCGCGCGAGGGGUCGGUGCGCACUGACCCCUCUCGCUCUCCAGGCUUCAGGAAGCUCUGCGCAACCCUCGGGAGCCCGGCGUGAAGUCGCGCCGGGCUCCCGAGGGUUGCACGGAGCUGCCUGCGCUCCCGGGCUCCGCGCAGCUCCGCACAACCCUCCGGAGCCCGGCGCGAAGCCGUGCCAGGCUCCCGAAGGUUGCGCAGAGCUGCCUGCUUCCCGGAGCACGGGGCGCGCUGAAAGCAGAGCGCCCGGCGCUUCGGGAAGACAUCCGCAGCCUAGGGAGCACCCUAGGCUGCGGAUAGCAGCCUGCUGCACAGAGCGUGGGGAGCGCUGAAGCAGAGCGCCCCGCGCUUCGGGCAGACAUCGGGCAGCCCCACAAGCUCGGGGGACAGCGGGGAGGUGCAGCGCCGCCAUCCCGCUGUUCCCCGACCUGGUUUGGAUUCCCACGACCUGGUUUUGGGGGGGAAAUAAAGGGGGGAAAUUCCUUUAUUUCCCCCCCAAAAAACUAGGUGCAUCCUAUGGGCCGGCGCAUCCUAUGGGACGAAAAAUAUGGUAAUUCGUUCCGGAGGUCCAUUCUUAACCUGAAACUGUUCUUAACCUGAAGCACCACUUUAGCUAAUGGGGCCUCCCGCUGCCACUGUGCCGCCGGAGCACGAUUUCUGUUCUUAUCCUGAAGCAAAGUUCUUAACCUGAGGUACUAUGUCUGGGUUAGCGGAGUCUGUAACCUGAAGCGUAUGUAACCCGAAGCGUAUGUAACCCGAGGUACCACUGUAAAUACAAUGAGCGCAUUAGCACUCUCCCUACUUGUGAUCCCUGCAAACUGGUAUUUAGAGGCAUAUUGCCUCCGACAGUGAAAGCAGAACAAGGCCGCCAUGGCUAGAAACCAUUGAUAAGUCUUAUCCUCCAUGAAUUUGUCCAGUCAUUUUUUCCAAGUUGUUGGUUGUUACUUCUGUGCUGCUGCUCCUUCUUCUUUAUACAAACAAACUGGAUUCCUUACUUUUAUUUGUCACCAGACCUGCACCCCCUCCAACCUUGGAACCAACCCUAUAGUCGCUGGUUGGUGCCAGACUCUGUGGCCUCCGUGUUUCACAUUCAGGGCUUCUCUCUUAGAAGCUCAGAUUAACAGAAGCAAACUAGAGCAGCCUGGAUAGCCUUCAUCAAGUGCAGGUUCAGAAGAGGCUGUUUUGAGUUUGGUGGGCCACUGAAACCAUCAAUAGGGAGGUUGCCGGGCAAUUCUGUUGACUUUGGUCUGUCGUUUACAUUCAGGUCCAGCAGCGGAUUGGUUACUGCCCUCAGUUUGAUGCCCUUUUGGAUCACAUGACUGGGAGGGAGACCUUGAGCAUGUACGCCCGGCUGCGAGGGAUCCCCGAGCGCUACAUUGGCAGCUGUGUGGAGAACAUGCUCCGAGGCCUGCUCUUAGAGCCACAUGCGAACAAGCUCAUCAGGACGUACAGGUGAGGCAGAGAGAUGCUGGCCUCCAAAGCUCAGCCCCCUGCCGUGGAUCCAGUCCAGAGAGUCCUCACCACACAGUUGUACUGGCACCAGGUUGACCCACCCCUGAGCUGGAGAGCUUUCCUCUCGCUCUUGUGCAGUUCCUGUUCGUUUCAGAUAGGCUUGUGCAGGAGAACUUCUCAAGGGAAUGUGUCCCCCGAGACAAGAGUUGCUUGCCUCCCACCCCCUCUUCCUCCUCACGCAGCUAAAAAAAAAAUGAGAGAAGGGGUAAUCCUAGUUGUUGAUUCAAAGAUUCAUUUAGUGUCUCUCCCCAAGUCCAUUGUUAAUGGGUAAAUUGUGGGUGAAGGCAGCCGGGGCAGAAUUAUCCCUUGAUGGCUUUGUAACAGGCAAAGUCCAUUGAUACCUUCUCCUUCCACAGCGGCGGCAACAAGCGGAAACUGAGUGCGGGGAUAGCCCUGAUUGGUGGCCCCCCUGUCAUCUUUCUGGAUGAGCCCUCCACCGGCAUGGAUCCUGUUGCCAGGCGCCUACUGUGGGAUGCAGUUGCCAGGACGCGGGAGUGCGGGAAGUCCAUCAUUAUCACUUCACACAGGUUGGGACCAUUUUCUUAGCCUGCACUAGCAUGGUGGGAUGGGAAGGGGUAUCGAGGGAGAAAAGGGGCAGUGCUUAUUCAACCCACUGAAAAUUAAUGAAAGACAGUUUGGGCUCCAGUACACCUAUUAUUUCAGAAAUCUCCUCUAUCACAUCUUCCUCAAAUCUGUAUGCAUGUUUGCACGACCACUGCAUGUUCCAUGGCUUGUAUGUUGGUUUUAACGUAAUUUGGUUUGAGUUACUUUUUGGGUUUUCUUUUUUUAAAAAAAAUUGUGACUAUAAAUAAUUAUAUUCAACAGCAUGGAAGAAUGUGAGGCUUUGUGCACCCGGCUGGCCAUCAUGGUGAAUGGGCAGUUCAAAUGCCUGGGGAGCCCACAGCACCUGAAGAGCAAAUUUGGCAGUGGGUACACCUUGCUGGCAAAAACCCAAAGCGAUGAUGAGGACAACCUUCAGGCCUUCAAAACAUUUGUGGAGAAGACUUUCCCAGGUAUGUACAGACAAGCUCGUGAGGACCUAAAUCAUAAUAAUUAGGGUGCCGGGAAAUAUGUAGUCAAAUGAGUUUUAGUCAAACAAUCAGUUGACUUUGUACAAAUUUUACUAUAGAAAUGUGUUUGAAUUUGCAUAUGUAUUUGCAUACAUUUGCAUGUGACUUAAGUGAUUCUGAAGCAAGAUGAAGCACAUGCUUGUUGUCUCAUAACCAACAUUGACUUAGAAGAGGGCAUUCUCUCUAUUGUGUGAGAGAUGCCGCCAUCCAUUUUUAAUAAAGCUUAACAAUAUAUAAAUAGCAAAUGCAGUAAAGAAUGCUUAAGCAUACGGUAUUAAAGAAAUGAUUGAACAUAGAUUAAUUGCCCAUUUUCAGAUGGAGCUACUGUGUGUGUGUAUAAGCAGUUUGUAUGUGCUUUAUAUUAAAUAUAUAUUUAAAAAUCUGCCUCCUGAAUAAUUGGGAGAAUCUUUUUAGCUGUUUAAAUGUUUUUGAAUCAGUUUUGUAUAAUUAAUUGAUCAAACACUAUUGCUUUGUUUAUGAUCCUUAGGAUUCACUUAGGGCUUUUGAGAGUUAAAAGCACUCAUCACGUGAAAUCAACUUUGUUUAUUUACUUAUUAUUUAUCUAUCUUGUAAAUCUUUACGACAACCCUAUAAGGCUGGUCUGUUUUACCUCUAUAUUUGGGGUUGGAAAGCUUAAGCUGGGAGAUUACAGGGUGGGGUGGGGUGGGGGGGACGUUGUUUCUGUCCCCAAAGGCCACUUAGGGAAUGAAUGGCAGCCCGAAGCAGAGGCUUCCUGAUUUGUAGCUCAGCAUCUUAGCCACACUUGUCUGUAGCUCCUCUCCUCCUCACCGCCAGCCAGCUUGAAUGCCAGUGGCUGGGAAUCACAGGUGGGCAGAGUGCUGCUCUGCUCAGGUCCUUCCUGCUGGCUUUCCAUCAAGUCAUCAGCUUAGCCACUGUGAAAACAAGAUGUGGGACUGCAUGGGCCAUUGGCCCAAUCCUGGCAGGAACUUUCUGGUGUUACUAUGCUAUAUAUCUCUGCUUCUCCUCUUCCAGGGAGCAUCCUGAAGCAUGAACAUCAGAGCAUGGUCCAUUAUCACCUCACCAACAAGAACCUCAGCUGGGCACAGGUAAGGGCUGAAGGGAAUCUGCCGGUGGGCUUGAGCAGUGGCCACUUCUGAAGGCCCACCUAAAAUAUCCUCCUUAUUGUACAUUCAUGAUAAUUUGCAGGGGUUCUUGGGGGGGGGGGGAGGCAGGGUUGCUAGACCAAAGGUGGGGAACCUUUUGCAGCCCGAGGGCCACAUUUCCACCUGGAAAAACCUCUGAGGGCCAGAAGCAUUUUCCUCUGCCCUCUUGAGCUCAGGGUGGUGGUGCAGGAGAUAGUAUUCUCUGUAGUUGUGGAACUCCUUCAUUAUACAGCUCCUGGCUUUUGACACUUCAGGUGAAUGUUAUUAGGUCUCAGAUUCUUAAAAUUUCUGUGAUUGUAAGUUGCUUUCGUUGUCACCCACCCUGGGUGAAAGGGAGGUGAUUAAUAAUAAUAUUUAUUUAUUUAUACAUACAUACAUACCCCGCCCAUCUGGCUGGGUUUCCCCAGCCACUCUGGGCAGCUCCCAACAGAAUAUUAAAAAUAGAAUCAAACAUUAAGAACUUUCCAUGACCAUAGCUGUCAACUUUUCCCUUUUCCUGCAAGGAAUCCUAUUUGGAAUAAGGGAAUUUCCCUUAAAAAAAGGGAAAUGUUGACAGCUAUGUCCAUGACAUCUGAUGGGAGGGCAUUUCACAGGGCGGGUGCCACUACUGGGAAGGCCCUCUGCCUGGUUCCCUGUAAUCUCACUUCUCACAGUGAGGGAACCAACAGAAGUCCCUUGGAGCUGGACCUCAGUGUCUGGGCUGAACGAUGGGGGUGGAGACGCUCCUUCAGGUAUACUGGACCGAGGCCAUUUAGGGCUUUAAAGGUCAGCACCAACACUUGGAAUUGUGCUCAGAAAUGUGCUGGGAGUCAAUGUAGGUCUUUCAGGACAUAUGGUCUUGGUGGCUGCUCCCAGUCACCAGUCUAGCUGCCGCAUUCUGGAUUAGUUGGAGUUUCCAGGUCACCUUCAAAGGUAGCCCCACAUAGAGUGCAUUGCAGUGGUCCAAGCGGGAGAUAACUAGUGCAUGCACCACUCUGGCAAGACAGUCUGCAGGCAGGUAGGGUCUCAGCCUGCGUACCAAAUGGAGCUGACACGGAAGUGAACUGCACCUCCAUGGACAGCUGUGAGUCCAAAAUGACUCCCAGGCUGCACAUCUGGUCCUUCAGGGGCACAGUUACCCCAUUCAGGACCAGGGAGUCCUGAACACUAGCCCACCCCGUCCCCCCAAAACAGUGCUUCUGUCUUGUCAGGAUUCAGCCUCAAUCUGUUAGCCGCCAUCCAUCCUCCUGCCAGACACUCACACAGGACCUUCACCUCCUUCACUGGUUCUAAUUUAAAAUAAAGGUGGAGUUGGGUAUCAUCCGCAUACUGAUGAACACCCAGCCCAACCCCCCUGAUGAUCUCUCCUAGCAGUUCCAUAUAUACAUUAAAAAGCAUGGGGUAGAGGACGGAACCCUGAGGCACCCCACAAGUGAGAGCCCAGGGGUCUGAACACUCAUCCCCCAUCACCACUUUCUGGACACAGCCCAGGAGGAAGGAGCGGAACCACUGUAUAACAGUGCCCCCAGCUUCCAGCCCCUCUAGACGGUCCAGAAGCAUGUUAUGGUUGAUGGUGUCAAAAGCCGCUGAGAGAUCCAGCAGAACUAGGAAAUAGCUCUCACCUUUGUCCCUAGCCCACCGGAGAUCAUCAACCAGUGCAACCAAGGCAGUUUCAGUCCCGUGAUGAGGCCCGAAUCCCAAUUGGAAGGGAUCCAAAUGGUCCACAUCUUCCAGGCAUGCCUGGAGCUGUUCAGUAACCACCCACUCAAUCACCUUGCCCAAGAAUGGAAGAUUUGAGACUGGGUGAUAGUUGGCCAUAUUGGCUGGGUCCAAAGAUGUUUUUUUAAGAAGCGGUUUAAUGACCGCCUCUUUCAGUGGGUCUGGGAAGGCUGCCUCACAGAGGGAAGCAUUCACCACCCCACAGAGCCCAUCACCCAGCCAUUCCUGGCUCUCUUUUAUGAGCCAGGAUGGGCAAGGAUAGGUUUCACUCAUCUAAGCAGCCUGUCCACAUCCUCAGAGGUAACAGAUUGGAAUUGAUCCCAUGCAACUUGACUAGACAGGACUCUAGCACUCUCCCACCCCAGCCCUGCUCUCUACCUCCUUCCAAAUCUGAGCGACUUUAUCUGCAAAAAACUUUGCAAAAUAAUUGCAGGAGAUCUUGGGGUCCUUACCGGGCCCCGAUGGCAAAGGUGGUUCCAUUAGAUUGCAAACCACCUGAAAGAGUCUCCUGCUGCUGUUUUCUGCAGAUGCAAUAGAGGCGGUGAAGAAGGUCCUUUUCACUGUUGCUAUCUCCACUUGGUAGGCUUGACGUUGAGCUCUAGUCUGUGUCUGGUCCGAUUCAGAAUGAGUUUUCCGCCACCAGCGCUCUAGCCAUCUCAGCAAUUGUUUCAUCACCCUUAGCCCUGGAGAAAACCAUGGGGCUAUCCAGGCUCCAUGCAGUUGGAGAGGGCACUUCGGAGCCAGACAGUCGAUAGCUCUGGUUAACUCUGCAUUCCAGCGGGCCACCAGGGAAUCAGCUGAAAGACCACCAACAUGGGAUAAAACAUCCCCUACCAUAUUAUGGAUGUUGCAGUAAGAAUAGAUCAUAGUAAGAGGAGGCGCUGGCUUGUUCUUGGGGAGAAGGGAAGAUCUUGGAAAAGCAACCCAAGGCCUCUUACAAACCUUUCAAAAGCGCUGCUUGAAGGAAGAUGCUUCCCUCUUUAGCCUCUCACCAAGAUUUUGCUGUCUCCUUUCUCCCAGGUGUUCGGGGCACUAGAGAAAGCCAAAGAGAAGUACUGCAUGGAGGAUUAUUCCGUCAGCCAAAUCUCCUUGGAGCAAGUCUUCAUGAGCUUCACCCGUUUCCAGCACUACACAGAGGAUCAAGGGAAAUGAGGCGGAGCCCCUCUGCCUGCUCCACACGGACUGACCCUGCUGCCUAUACAUAGUAUAUAUAGAGACAGUAAUUUAUAUUAUCAGCCAUGUCUUCAACAAUGCAUCAAAAGGACAGACAUUCUCAACGAAGCGGUGGGUGGGGGGCGAGACCUCCUGCUCUCCGCAGUGCCAGGAUCAAGAGGAAGAGCAUGCAUGAUGUGUGCGUGUGCGUGUGUGUCAUGGUGUACGUCCGCAUGUGGCGAGGCAUGGGAAAGAGCAGCAAAGGGCUGCAUCUCAAGGCAGCACAGCCAGCCUGUGGGUCUUAACUAGCUCUCCCUCCGCCUUUAAGCCAACCAGAGAGGACAGUGUUGCACCACCACGCAGGUAAUGCACUCCUGGUGCUGGGAUGACUGGUGGACCCUGUCUUUUGCAUCGUCUCCUCCAGGACUUCCACUGGGUCAACAUCUAUGUUAUUGGCCCAGUGUGCCUCUGCAAAUGGGGCACUGGCAACGCACACGUCUGUCUGUCUGCAGCCCAUGUCUGUAUGAGGAAACAAAACAUCCCCCGUGUGGCGUAUCCGUCCAGCCCGACUUCCUUUUUGCCACUCGCUUUCCUCAGGUGGAGCGAGACGAGGAGGGCAGCAUGCAACCGGUCACGGUCCCCACCUCACUCUGGGGUUCCCAUCAGAUCUGGGAUUAUUUAUUUAUUUUCCACAAGAUGCGGGGGGGGGGGGAGAUAAUGCAUUUUGCUUUUCAGACAACUGUGAGGCUGAGUUUAGCAUAGUAGGAAUCCCACGGGCACCACCCUUGCACAUUCCUUCAUCCAUGUCACUAACCUUAAAUGUUCAUGGAGAAUCUCCUUCGAGGUGGUUUUGCUGUAGUUUAGAGCAAUGUUCUUCAACCUUUGGUCAUCCCCAGAUGUUGUUUGCUUAUGCUUCCUAUCACCUGCAGGGAUAUGAGCAAGCUGGAAGAUGAGUAGAGAAGGACAGCCAAGAUGAUAAAGAUACCAAGCCUUACGAGGAACGGUUGUGAGAGGUUGUGGGUAGGUUUAGCCAGGAUAAGAGGAAAGGGAGAGGAGAUAUGACAGCCACCUUCAAAUAUCUAACGGGCUGCCACGUGGAAGAGGGAGCAGGCUUGUUUUCUCCUGCUCCAGAGGGUAGAACCCGAACCAGUGGAUCCAAAUUACAAAAAAAGAGAUUCUGACUAAGAACUUUCUGGCAGUAAGAGCUUAUUCAGCUACUUCAGAAGGUGCUGGGCUCUCUUUCUCUGGAGGUUUUUAAACAGAGGUUGGAUGGUCAUUUGUCAGGGAUGAUUGAGUUGUAACUCGAUGACCCUUUGGGUUCCUUCCAACUCUACAAUUCUUCAAAUCUAUGAUCCCUAACCAUUAGUUAAGCUGGUUGGGGAUGGUGGGAGGCAGAGUCCAGCACCAUCUGGGGACCAAAGGCUGAAGAGAACUGAUUUAGAGAACUAGCCAAAAGCUUCCAUCAGCCACGGAUCAUGGGAGAGUUCUCUGCUGUAUGAAAUCCUAGCCAAUUGCAAAGAAGUGGAACUGCCACUUGGCAACCUGUCAUUUUGUCUGUGUAUGCUCCAGGACCAACUAAUCAUGUGCUCUGUUACGGCUUGAUUCUGGACCCAGGUGGGGACAUUGUUCUGCACUUUUGGGGUUUGUAGCAGCCAAGUCAGCCUUGCAGAAGCGGAGUCUGUUGUCAGGUGGAAGCAUCUCCGUGUCCUCCUCCUCCUCUGAAAUCUGGAAAGAAUAGGCCGGGAAGGUGUUGGUGACAGGCGGCCACUUAUAUUAAGGUGCUCUGCUGGAACCAGGGCUUUUGAAUCCCUCCAAGAAGUUGGAGUGAGGAGGAAGUUCACGCCCAGUUUCAAGGUGCUCACCUGCACCUGCCAAGGUGCUCACUUGCACUGUAGGAUAUGUUCUGUUGUAGUGCUGCUUUUGUCUCAGCAGAUGACCAGGAUGUGUUCCCACUUAGGGCCAGCUCAGCCCUUGGUUCCCCAGAAUGAAGGAUGUUCCCAAUGCAGGGCAGGGGAAUCCUGAGACUCUCCAAAUGCCUCUUUGACCCCAGUUCCCGUCAUCCCAAAACCGUUGGCCAUGCAGGCAGGGGGUGAUGGGGGCUGCAGCCCAACAACAGUAGGAAGACAGGCUCCCCAUGCCAGCCUUAUCACCUCUGUUAGGGUGAGUUAGCACAUUCCCCUUGGGGAAAAAAUGAGAGAAAUCCCACCAUGUCAUAGCAGACAUUAUUGUGGUUGUCCCUUGCUUUCCCCACAUGGGGGCGCCUUAUAGAAAUUACCAUAUUAAAACCUGCCUUUUGUAUUGCAUUGAGGAAAGAUUAAGGAACAGAGUGAAGGGUCCUAGCAAGGGGUUAUUCUGCUUGUCCAAAUGGGGAAUUCUGGAGACUAGCAUUUUGUAGGGCCAGGUGUGUUGCAGCCCAAGUGCCCAUCCCGGCAAAAAAAUUAAAAAAUCCUGCCUUAGAUAAAUGUGGGCCUAACUGCAUGCACCUGUCAAGACUUGAACAGCACCUGCUAACUAAGCAUCUGCUCUGCACUGAGCCCUCUGUAUGCUGCUUGCUAGAUCACCAAAAAAACAAAACCCACCCAAAUCUGCAGCUCCAAGUUGAGCAGAGGGGAACCCAGCAAAAAAACAAAACAAACCCUUCCAUUUUGUCCCUCCUUUAAUGCAUCCUAUUUUUGCAAAGGCAAUGAUGGCAGUUGCAGUGCUCAAGGUUUUAAUGAGACUCAGAUUGUCAGCAGAUCAGGCAGGAAGUGGCCUAGUUCUUCAUUCCCAGGCCCUCUAGCAAGGAGAUAAUUCCUGGCCACCAACCCUUAGCCAUUGGCUAGUCCUUGUUGGGUUCAUGCAUUUCCUUGCACCUGCAUAUGAGUAAAAUUUGAUAUCUGGAAAAGAAUUCCACAUCUGCAGAAUCCUUAAUUUGCAUUACCAUAAAACAACGUUUUGAUCCCUUAGUGCUCCAGAAAUAAGCUUGGAAAUGCAGUUGAAAUACCAGAAGACGUGUGACGGGCUAUGCAGGCCCCCCAGUUCUGAGGGGGUGAUGUUGUAGUGCUCUUCAUAAUUCGUCCCUGCACAUGGCUUAGCAGAAGUGGAAUGAAAUAGCAAAUGUAGGCACGUUAAUGUAAUACAUCUAGAUGUGUUAGCUAUGCUGUCAUUGGAGCAGAAUCUGGGUCUUUUAGGCACACAGUAUUUUUUGGUCCAUCUGCCCCCUUUCUUCUUAUACAGGGAAUUCCAUGGAGGGGAUGGCCAUGAUUCCUAAUCAUGUUUGGUGCCAGAAAAGUACUCCUUCAAACUACACUACUUAAGGCAGUUGUGCACUUGCCUUCAAUUGGCUUAAAAACUGACAGCUGCCUGAAUGGGUUCUUCAGGUCAAGGAGAAUUGGACCCCUCUUGAUAUGGACGUGUGUAUUGCCAAUCUUUGAGGAGCUGGCCAUCUGCAUACUGGUUAGCUGACCCUGGAGUGGAAGCGAUCAGGUUUCUGGAGGUGGAAAAGAGGGAGGAGCCAGUACUCUAUUCUGGGGUUACUUUGUGCUUGUAGUUGUUUGUCAAUGGGUUGCACUGUAGGACCAGUAUGAAGAUAGUCUGUGCUCUAGAAAGUGUGUAUCUGCAGACCAACGUCACUGAUUGGGAGUGUAUCAGAUUGCUUAAAGAGUUGGAAGACAGAGAGCUAAUUUUGCCACUCAACAGCCUUGUGUGUGGCAUUGUGGAUUGUUGUUUUCAAAACUUCUCAUGGCCACCUCAUUGCCCUUUUAAUAACUGUGAUGUCAUGUGGCCACAAUGGUUGGAUGGCCAUCUGUCAUGGAUGCUUUAGUUGAGAUUUCCUGCAUUGCAGGGGGUUGGACUGGAUUACUCUUGGGGUCCCUUCCAACUGUACAAUUUUAUAAUUCUGUUAUUAUCUAAAUAAGAGUUCUGGUUGCUGCGUCCCACAAAAGGCUAUCCUAGUACUGGAAAGGUGCAGAAACAGGGGUGAGAUUAUCACGGUGUGGUUAGAGCACUUCCCUGCAUCAGGCUGGCCACUGGGGCUCUUCAGAAUAACCCAACUAUGCAUUUUCCAAGGGGUGCCUUUGGGUCACCCCCGGGCGCAAGUCGAACCGCCCUAGGUGCAUCCAAGAGUUCUGUGCAUUGUGUGCAUCAUUUGCUUAGCCCCUUCUAUGUGGCAGAAACCCAAUCCUAUCAUGUCUGUGAGCAAAUGGGGUGGAGCGGGGAGCUAGUUGGUCCUUUCUAUCACCACCCCUGCCUUUGGCUUACAAAGCCACCCACUCAAGAAAGGCGCUUCAAACUACUUAUUUCAGGUGGUGCAUGUUCCUUGUUGUCUUCCUUUUUAAGAGUGUAUUAGUGGUGUCCUUUUUUUGUCCGUUUCCAGUGGUUUGUCUCUAUUUUCCCUGUUCAAUCACAUUCCGUCCAGUUUGGCCGAGGCCGGCCUAAGGUGCCACUCCUCCUAGUGAACCCAGGCACAGUCCACCAAGAGGUUCUCCUGCACAAGCCAUGGCUCGCAUACACAACAUACGUUUUAAAAUGCAUUGCUUCCCUCCAGGAAUCCUGGGAGCUGUAGUUUAAUCCUCAUGGAGCUACAAUUCCCAGCAACUGCUGUUCCCCGGAUCCUUUGGGGAAAGCCAUGCUCUUUAACUAUAUGGGGUUGUUGUGGCCUCUCUUGACAUGGAGAUGCUCAGUCCACCUGUCUUAUCCCCCACUCCACCGUCCUUGGUAUAUUAAAAAUAUACCAGAAGCAGCAGCCACCUCACCUAACCUAGGCAGGGCCAACACCAGGUUCAGCUGCUCAUUACUUGGUGCAGGCCUUAGCUGAAAUUUGCAAGGUUCAUUGGUGGAGAAGCAGCUCCCCUUUUUGCAGGGAGAGCCAGUAGAGGACUGUGCAGGUGCUUCUUUGCUCCGUUGCCUUCCUUCCCUCCUGGGCCCCUGGGCCUUUUUUCGCACCCCCCCCCCAAGGUGCUUUCUGGCGAACAAAAGAGUUGCAAAGCCAAAGGGAAACUCUGAUCUGCUUCAAGCAGAUUGGAGAACAGCCUUUGCUCUUAAUAAGGGCUGAUCCACUUUCAGAACUGCUUCAGGUUUUUACAGGCACUCAACACUGGCUUUUCUAGGCAACAGCGGAGGCUGCUUCAUUUGGGCAAACUGGGCGCUGCCUUGUCAACUUCUGCCAAGCUCCAGCUGCCAGCCUUCUUACUUCAUCCAGCCCAGCAAGGGCCUCCUCCUCCGUCUCAGUGUUGGCCCUUAUAGAACUUUGCAAGGAGGAGGAUGGGGACAAAACUAGAAUGCCUGUCCUUGCCUCUGGUUCCCCCUACUGUUGGGCUCCCUGCCUUCUGCCCUACCAGCCCCAAUGGGCUGCAACCACCACUAUUUAUAAGCAUGUGGCAGUCACCCACCAGGUCCUCUAAACAGUGGCUAUUUGCCAGGGAGGUGGUGCAUCUCACUGGUGCAAGUCUUCAAGUGUUAUGUGGAAUGUACUUUUAUGGAGGGGGUAGGUUCACCUUUCAUUGGUCCACCUUUUGCUUUACCAUACACUAAACUCUGCAGCUGUUCCCCUCCCCUGGGACCCCCCUCCCCCCGCUUGUCCAUCCACAUGGGAUCUAGAUCUGUGGUUUUUUAAACCUCCCAGGGUUUCUUGAGGAACCUUAUUCAGUAGGCCUUCCUCAGUGAGAUCACGAAUGGCAAACAGGCUUCCUUGGAAGGUGACUAACCUGCUAUUAGCAAUAUCCCUGUGCUACCACAGAGGGCUUUCAGGUGUUGAGUUUCUCCCUUUUUUAUUUCAUUGGUUCUGCCCCUGCACAUCGCAGUUGCUGUGAAUGGCAGCAGAACCCUGAAAUAAAUAAGUAAAGCAGAGGGUGGGGGGUGUCCCCCUUAUGUUCCCAGGUAUGCACUCAGUUAAUUCACAGGGGCAAUGGUGAGGCUUCCAUGCAAGCAGACUGGUUCCCUGGGGAUCGGGAGUUUUGACAACCACUGCUUUAGAUGUCUCGAAAGUGUAAAAUAGUCACAGUUUUGUUGUUUUCAGUUUGACUUACACAGCAAAUCCCUUCGUCUUGCACAAGUCACUGCAUUUUUGCACAAUUGUAUGUGUGUGUGUUUAUGGAUCCAGUUUGUGCUCUGAAAUUUCUCAGGUCUGUUAUUGCACCAACCCCCCAAACACAAUGUACUGAAAUGUUUUUGCUGCAAAGGCAAACGGAACCAGCGGAGAUCGCCUCUUGCUGCUUUUGGUCACAUGAUGACAGUGGCAAACUGAGCACUAAUCAAAACCACGAAAGCCACCCAUUAGCUAUUGCGUCCUCCCAAUGUAUGUGCCCCUUUUCUGAUUCACCCCCCCGCCAUAUUUCACUUUUUAUUUGUGUUGGGUUUUGUGUGUGCGCGCCUGCCUAUGAAAAUACAUUUUUAAACACUAAGGAGGAUACAGGGACUUCUGAAAGGGAGGGGUGCAGGGUUAUUCCAUGUCUCAGACAUGUGAGUGUGUGUCCAUCUGCUCUUCAAUGGCUCUUAUGUACUGCAGUCAGUUGUAGUGGUGACAUUUUCCCCCAUCUCAAAAAAUAAACUGGAUUUUCAAAAUAGUGA
Podarcis lilfordi (Lilford's wall lizard) is the source of this 75866-nucleotide messenger RNA. The record is from the annotation of a GenBank genome assembly. Lineage: Eukaryota; Metazoa; Chordata; Lepidosauria; Squamata; Lacertidae.